This is a messenger RNA of Xyrichtys novacula (pearly razorfish), 58927 nucleotides long. The record is from the annotation of a GenBank genome assembly. Lineage: Eukaryota; Metazoa; Chordata; Actinopteri; Labriformes; Labridae.
AUAAUCCUCGGUUCCACCACAGACACAGUGGCACACAACACGGCUGAGCUGCCGCUGGAUCUGGAUGCAGGCGUCCCUGGAUUCCGCUCCUCUUAGUCCGGGCCCGUCGCACUAACAACUUAAAGGGACAACAAUGGUGCACGCCUCGGCGGCUGAAUCCGUGGCUGCUGGUCGUUUUGUAGACCGGGGAUCGCGGUCAGUGUGACAUCCACUUGCACGUUGGUGUUGAGUUUAUUGUUCUGGUCCUAGACGCAGCAGAGCAGCGUUUCUCAGAGAAGAUGUUGAGCAGAUUUAAGAGUGGAAGCACCAGGAAUCUUGAGCGGGAAUACAGCUGCACCGUCAGACUGCUGGAUGAUACGGAAUAUACGUGCACCAUUCAGGUUAGUCACCUGUCGACCACAGUUUUCCCCUCACUCCGCAGAGACACUGUUUAGCGCUGCAAUUGUGUCUGACCUGGCAGACAGAGAGGCGAGUGUUGGAGCAGCAAUGGGACUGCGAGUGCCUGCUUGUCCCAAUGCUGGUGCCAACCAAGACAAACAUAUAGCAGCUGAAUGCAAACGUACAGAGUUAUAUGUCAUUUCAAACAUCAUAAGAGGGGCCUGGAGCAACAUAUUUCUCUCACAUGACCCACUAAUAGAAGAAAACACGAGUGGUUUUGAUAGCAGGCUGUGUGGGACGUCAAGGAUCUCUGUAGGACAGACAUGACAUUUCCCCCAAGCUCCGGUUGAUGGAGUGUCAGAAGCACUUUGCACUCUUAAGUGUCUGACUGAAAUGGCUUUUAUAUAGUAUUAUUUUCCAUAAUGCGUCUCUUAGCUCGAGGGAGUGUUGAUAAUAGAUUGCUGCUCAUUGGCUCAUCAUUGCCCAUGCAGUUUCCCUUGAACCUUGGCAUCAAUAAUGCACAUGGGGUAUCCCAUUGCUGCUCUGGAAAACAUGCCUGUGAAGUUUCAAUGUAACCUCUGUAGAUCUACACUUGUGGGAGCUAAUUUAUGUCAAAGUGGCCUAUUAUGGCCUUCAAUGACAUUUUCUUCAGUAUACUAGAUGGUACUGUGCCACAGGGGAAGACAACACAGAGUUGUUUUCAAAGAAAGACAGCUAGUUAAAACAAAAACAGCACCAGGCCCUGAUGUUAAAAAAUCUCUGCUGUUUUUGUUUCCCAAACAAGCUAUGCUUUGAUAACUGUGCAGCUAAAUGUUCAUGCUGGUUUCAUAAAAAGUAGGUGAGGUGGCCUGCCACAUCAAUUACAAGACAAAGAUAUUAUUUCCUUUGUGCAGGCUCAACAGUUGUAGUUGAAAGGAAAUCCUCAAAGAAUCCCCCUGACUAUUCAGCAACAUGUGGACACAUCAACUCUUUCUCAAAAUACAGAGAAAAUAUACCAUCUGAAAUGUGAUUUGGAAAAUAUGACAUAGCAACAAGGCAGGUAUGAUUUCUAUCACUUUGAUACCAUCAGUUAAAAUCAGCUAAAAUGCAGUUGCAUCUCUUUUUCUCCCACACACGCAAGCGUGAAACAGAUACUGCAAUUACUGUGGGAUGGUGACUGUGUGCCCAGGUUGUAAACAGACCUGCGUUUCUGCUCAGAGCUGAGCCAGAGAUGGAGCUGGGCCAGAUGGACUGUGAAGCCAGCAGGUGUGCUGCUUGCAGCAGAGUCGUGUGGUCUGGGUGGCUGACGUCAGCAGGCUGGAAGAAGGGGAGUGGAGUGAAAAAGAAAAAUGCUCCGGCUCUGCUGUGACUGUCUGACAGCCUGACCAUCUUUCUGUCCUGCCACGGCCCUCAGAGAUUGCAUGCUAAUCCACCUGACAUUGAGUUCAAAUGUUGCCCUUCAUUCAUUCCUACCUGCCUUGCAGGCCUCAUUUUGGCUUGCAGAAUUCAUAAUCACCCAGGAUACAGGACACCUAGACUAGGGAAUGCAAAGUAAGAGGGAUAACUAGGUCACAUGUUCUGAGCCUUGAUCUCCUUCCACCUCCACUGUGUCCCUGUGUCUUCUUUUUUCCCUUCUGUUGAAGUGUGCUGAGAUUUUACUUCCACUGGAUCUGUUCCCAGAACACUCCGAACCUUUCCCUAAAUUGUUAAAUAUCUUUAAAUUUAGCUACCAGCCUUUAAAAGGACAUGGACAUUAGUUAAUAUCAACCAAACAUGUGUGUGCUACAGCUGUGCAGGAAGAAACAGGACAGGAAGUGUGUCUGUGUUUCUAAAGCAGUAGCAGCUGUUAAUGCAUGAAUUUAAGUUUUCAUUUAAUGAAUUAUGGAUCCUUCCACCAUGUUUUGGGGGGUGGGGGAGAGGAAGAGAAAAAGUGAGCACUCAUCAGCACACUGUGGAUUUAGCCCCCAUGUAGUGAAGGGUUGAUGGAAGUGCCUGAAAUCCUGGGCUGCCCUCAGGCUUCUUCUGCUCUCUGAUUCGAAUUUAAUGCAGUGUUGCAGCAGAGAGUCAGACUAAGACCAGGCCAUACAUUAGCUCUGUUAUAUGUAUUUUUGCAAAUGUACAGAUAGAUUUGAUAUAAUAAAGAUACCACCCAUCUGUUAAAGACACAGCAUCCUCUUCCUUUGUAGGUCUGCUCCUGCAGUCGAGCAUUUUUCUAAUUUAGUUCUGUCCGCUGCAUUAUUGAUAAGUCUCAGACAUCUGAAUGCAGGUUGUUUAUCCCUAGUUUUUAUAAAGUCCUGUCUCCCUGUUUGAGCGGCUAAAACACUUCAAAUGUAACUUCUAGACAAGAGAUGGAGACGAAUACUUGAGUGUACAUUGUUCCUGUCAAGAAUUGGGGAUUUGACCUUUAGACAUGUAGUAGAGAUGAACGGCAUACUGCAGAAAAGUUAGGUGACCGGUAAACAAUGUAUAAUUUGCUAUUCCUAGAUCGCUGGUUCAUAAAUUAAUUUGAUCACUCAAACAUGGGGAUUUCUUGAAAUGCCAUUCCUAUUUUAGACUUUCAGCUCCUUAUAUUCUUGUACCUCUAAAGUGUCUGCAUGUCUUUUUCAUUAUAACAUAAAACAACAAAUGAAUUUUGAGCGUGUAAAUCGAGCAAAAAGGUCAUGAGACAGACAUUCUUUACAUGUGAGAUCUUGUGUUUAUCUCUAAAACAUUGUCCUCUUCUUUUUAAUAUAAGGAGUCAGGUGUGUUUUGGUUUCUUUCCACCAUAGUCAUACUUUUGAUAAUUUACAUUUCCGUAUGUUUUCCUUUAUUUAUUUUGCAGAUAUGAAAUGUCUUUUUUACUGGUGUAAACCUGUUAUGCGUUCCCCCAGUGUGUGGCGAUUGGGUUUGUAAUUAAUUUUGGAUUCAUCGAAUGGCUGUCAGCACAAUGAUCUGGCCCGUUUUAUUCUGGAAACGGAGUUAAUUACAGUUUACAACCUGAGGAACCUGUGAUUUCCCUCGGCUUUCUAAUGACUGUUUUGUUUGAGGAAAGCACCACCAGCAUUUGGGGUUGUUCCGUUUGUACAUCCAGGGCUUGCAAUUAUCAAUUUUUUCAUUAUGGAUUCAUCUGACAUUUAUUUCUAAUGGCUAGUUGAAUGUUUUUGAAAAAUUAUUAAUAUGAUGCACAUUGUUGUUUUGGUAUCACUAUAAACAAGCAAUUAAUAACUGAAAAGCAUUUUUUUUACACAUGCACUCUCAAAUAUAUUGUUGAAAACUUCAUACAGCUUGCCCCCUGAAUGUUGCUUAUUCACACAUGUCCCUCACACAUACAUGUCACCUUCACACAUGCUCCUCCAUGGUUAAGUUGUUUGCCUUUUGAACUCAAGGUAGAGUAUUUGCCCCAGAAUGCGUAACUCGAUAUGAAAAGGACGUGGCGGUACUCACUGUAAAAUGUUUACAACAUAUCCAAAUUGGCUGGCUAAGUUAAGCCUAACUCUUUGAUGAUAGUUUUUUGCUUUUUAUCCAGUGUUAUAUGUAUUGUACAUAUUCACAGGGACAACAAAUCAGUGAAAAGCAUCGUUAUUUGCACUAAGAUCUCACAGGUAAUGCAGCCGUGGCAUGAUGUAAACAUCAUCACCCAUACCCACUUGUUUGCAUGGAAUUCAAUUUUCCAAAAUUAUACUUGGUCCAGUCACACAGCCUAAUUAUAAAAAAGGAUGUGCAUUCACACAUGCAGCUCACUCUGUAAAUUUCUUGAGUUGUGAAUGAAGCAAAUAUGUGAAGACUCUUCGUUUUGGUAUCAUAAUAUCAAAAAUCUGCAAAUCCUUCGAUUUAAGAGACUGGGGACGAAAUCAAAUCUACAACAUUUUUGAUCAAGACUGUAUCAAAUCAGUAAAUCUAUUAUGGAAUAACUGAUCCGCGCUCCGAAGAGAGAGCACCAGACUUUGUAUCCUUUCAUGAGUGCUCGGACUGAGAUCAAGGCUGUAUACUUUCUCUUGAGAUCUUUAGUCCUGACAUUAUGUUGGGGAGACUGCCGGGGGAUGGGAGCCCUACGUGUGUGUGUGUGUGUGUGUGUGUGUGUGUGUGUGUGUGUGUGUGUGUGUGUGUGUGUGUGUGUGUGUGUAUUUAAGGGCUUUAUUUUGAAGCAUGGUGCCAGGGUCUCAGCUGUUGCUACGGUGACUCCCACAAAAGUGGGAUCAGUCACUGGUCAGGAUUCCCCUUCAGAAACCUUACAAAGACUGCCCUCACAGAAAGGUGACAUGUUCCCUAAAUGUCUUCGGAGGUUAUGAGUGCUGAGGUGACUGAUGCCAUGCUUUCACCAGCGUGGAUUAACUUGGCACUUUACCGCAGUUCCUCGUGUGAUAUCACUAUCCAUAGAGAUAACCUGCUGGCACUGGCCGUGUUUCAUGUUGCUUUUACUCUCGGAAAAAGGACGUAUUACUAAAAAUGCCACUCAAAAAGGAAAACAAAGUAGAGAUACUGUAAUCUAGAAAAAAUGCAAACAAAAUUUAAUGCCUGACUAGACCAGGGGUCCGUAACCUUUUUGGCUGAGAGAGCCAUGAAAGCCACAUUGUAUUUCCGUGAGAGAUAAUAUUUUUUAACACUAAAUGCAACUAAUUGUGUGCAGUUUUAAGUAAGACCAACAAUUUUAGAGUAUAAUAAGUCUCUGAAUUUAUUCUUUUUAAUAAGGUUGUUCUACUGAAGCUAUCCAAUUAUAAAUAAAGUACUUCCUACCAUUAAUGCGACUUCUAGUGCUGCAUGGUUUUGCUGAUGGCUGUGUAGUCUGGUUGAUACAUGGUGAGGUUAAACUUCAUGCAGGCAUUGAGGCCUCCAUCCGUUAAACAUGAUUGUAGGUUGGUCUUGAUGUUUUUUAAGAUGCGAAAAUGACUGCUCACAUGCAUACGUAGAGCCAAACAUGGUCAAUACAGCAAUACUCACAUGCUGCAGUGUGUGGUAUGUGACAGGAAGCGCAUUCCAAGUUCCAACAACCAACGCACAUUGCUGUGCAAAAGUGGAUCGGGAUAAUUACUCCCAACUUCAUUCAGCAGUGUUUUAAACUAGCAAUCAUUUAAAGCUCAGACAACAAUGAAGUUGACCACCCAAAUGACCAGCGACAUCACCUCACCAAGCUGCUCGCCACACAUUUGAGUACAAAGCGCCUCCUGGUGUAGAAUGCAUUGAAAACUUCAGAUGGGUUUAUUUUCAUCGGUAGAUUUUUUUCUAGAUUCAGCAGAAAGUAUGGCACAGCAUGGUCAAAGAUGCUUUAAGCUUCAGCAUCCAAUAUGGAAACUUGUUGUUGACUUAAGUUCCGUACUUAGUUCACCCUGCUAGGACUCCAAUUUUCUCCUUCACCAUUGCGUUCAGGUCUACUGUUUGUCAGACUGGGUUAGAAGGUGCAUACUUCGGUUUAAGUCAUCUCCAAGUGUGUGCUUUGAACUCAUGGCAGCUGACGCACUGUUGCCUGUAUGCCUGAUAUGAAUGAUUAAAAUGUAUGCUAAGUCUGAAAGUUGUAUGAGGAGUAACCUCAGGAGAACGUCACUUGUGUUUAUCAGUGUCACGAUUGGCUGGAUCUGUGGGCGCAUGGCUGCGGGAUUACAUCACUUAUCAAGACAGCAGAACAAAACAUGGCAGGACAGCACCCCCUUGCAGCCCUUUCAAAUCAAUUUCACAGGGAUUUGAUCUGUGGGAGCAGCCAAUGCCACUUACACUUUUAUCAGCUGCAUCUUGUUGAUAGUGAAAGGGCUGCUGCAGCGUGUCACAGUUGUAAAGGGCCGUGGUCUUUAAUCUUCACCCUUGAAUUUCCACGCAGUCUCUGUCACAACCCUGAUGUUACAGCAGAGAAUUGGAGGGAAAUUAGUCGUUGCCUGAACUGCACUGGCUCACUGGGAUUCAUGAAAGAGCUUAGCUGAAGAUGAGAAACCGGAUGACUCUUCUGUUAUGAGCUCAGUACUUUUCUCCCUUGGAAAUGUCAUUGGCUCUCUCAAUCUGCAAUAUCAGGAGACUGAGGCUACUUAAUGUUGCUUGUUUGGAUUUGUCUCACCGAAUGGCCCUCUCAUAUUCCCCAGUGUCUUCUUGUGUGUGUGUGUGUGUGUGUGUGUGUGUGUGUGUGUGUGUGUGUGUGUGUGUGUGUGUGUGUGUGUGUGUGUGUGUGUGUGUGUGUGUGUGUGUGUGUGUGUGUGUGUGUGUGUGUGGGCUGGAUAAAGAGCAGGCAGGCAGUCUGUCAGUGUGUUGGUAGCAGUCUGCUGAGUCCUCUAUUGUGCUCUCUUGGAUGUAUUGUGUGACAAAGAGAAGCAGAGCGGGGGCCUAUAUGCUCCACCUGGAAACAUGAAUAUUAAACCUUCGAUCGUAGCAAUAUCUUCCUGUAGUGACUGUUCUGUGACCAGAGCAAAACAUGCUGGAUUACCUUAUCAGGCUGAGGUUCACUUUAGAAGGAAGCAGCCUCCAGCUAUAGUAACAGAAACAGAUUGCACAGCUUGUUGGUGAUAUUUAUAUACUCCAUUGGCCUCAUAAACGGCUGAAUGUGGUGUAAGCAGAGAGAAGGGAAAAAGGAGAACCUUACUCUGUCUUGAUAAGCUUUGAUCAGAUUCAGAUAAUGAGCGGUUUUAGUGUGAUGCACCACCUGGAGCCAGAGAGCAAGUCUGAUAAGAGCCGUCUUCAAAAGCUGACCUCAAAAGUUUUACAGUAUAAUCUGAUAUCAAACAGAAUUUUUAAUUGCAGCAUUUCAUCAGGCUCAGCAUUUACUGUUGGAAGAUAAUGUGGGACCCUCAGUUAAUUUUGGAUGUUAGGUUGAUGCAAACACUUUUGGUGCAGAGCACAACAACACCAAUCAUUGUUGUGUAACUACCCUAACAUUUAGUUUUUGGAACAUAGCACACUGUAUCAAGCUUUAUUGACAUCUGCUAUGGGCUAUGGGGGGCACCACUCUGUGAUUGUAUAGCAGUUGUGACAUAAUGAACAGAUUUCUGAAUCUGUGAGCAAGGCAAAGGGAUUUCUUCCCCAAUGUUUAGUAGCAGGAGUACAGUCAUAUCAUGGCAUAAUUUGUAUGAAGAAAAACAGUCUGACUGAAGAAGAAACCAGUUGUGUUUUGGGUGAGAUACUUAGAAGUUUAGUUAUGUUUGUAAAGGGAUAUUACCAAAGAAUGAAAUCUAUCAUGUUAUCUAAAAUCUCCACCUCCUUUCUUGCAGCUUAAGUUGCUUUUUAGACUAGGAUAACAAGCACAUUGAAAGGGAAUUUUAUGUUGAUAUUUCUUUAUUUCUUAUCCAUAUUCUGCUUUCAGUUGCAGUGAAAGUCCAAGAAAAUCCACUUUCAUCCUCAGAAACUUUAUCGUUUUAUCUGAGCAUCCCCUUGACUGGCUGUGGUCUCAGUUAAAACUGGUGUAACUGUAGUACAUUUCUGAUCGGUUUGCUGAUGUUUUGAGUUUAAUUUAGCUUUUGAUCAAGAAUUUCAGACAGCACAGAGUGCAAUGUUUGGAAAUCUUUGUCUUCAGAGAGAAUCCAGCGCUGCAUUUUAGACAGAUGUUUAUGUUUAAUUUAUUUUGGUGCUCUCUCUGCACUGUGGUAAUCCUAUCUUGUGCACCUCUAAAUCUUGGUUGGACAUUUUCUUUUCAAAGUCAGACUCACUUCUUCCGUACAGGAGAAUCUAUUGUUUGCCUGGAUCUGUACUUCAGGGCCCUGUGACUGCAGACUGAAACUAGCAAUGAAAAAAACAAACAAAUACAGUGAUUUGCAUUGUGUAACCCAUAUCUGGGUGUCCCUGUGCUCCAUCGUGCUGGUUGAAGUUUUUCCUUUCCACUGUAACUUGAUAAGUGCUGCCAAGUGCUACACUCAUGUGGUCUAAGAUUGGAUGGUAGUGGGUCUGAUCUUACUAGAGAGGGCUCAGAUUGGGUCUUUGUAAAUAGAGUAUGGUGCUGACCAGCUUUUUACUGUUCAGUGUCUUGGGAUAACACUUGUCUGUGAAUAAAGAUUGAUUGAUUUAAAUCUUAAUCCAAUACUAGGUAUGCGAUACAUAUUUUUAAUCACACUAUAUGUUUUUAAGAUCAACAGAAGAUGCAUUGUUUUUUGUCUCCUAUAGUCCAGUGAUGUUACUCCUUGGCAGCACACUAUGGUGCAAAAGUUGCUUAGCCAUUGAAAUUAAAAAUUUCAAGAGUGGCAUCAGUACUCCGAUCUUAAACCAGCUCAGACCAGAGAUGGUCUGAUAGUCUUGACACACUUAUGUUGGCCAUCAGAAGAGUAAAAGUCAGAGAAGAACUGAGAGAAAGUGUGAAAGAGAGAUAAUUCAAUUCUCAGUUCCUCUGUUCAUUCUUCAAGGCAUCACUUGAUGUCCUACAAGGGAGUGUUUUUCAAGAGAAGGAGUGGGGCAUUUUAUUUACAAGACAUAUGUCUCCUUUCUCCCAUAAGUCCCCCUGCUACUUCUCUCUUUUAUAAUCUGCUCCACAGGUCAUCUCUUUCUCUCUGUUUGUGUCACCAGGCGUGUGGUUCAUGCAGCAUGUGGCCUCGCUGCUGGAUAUUUCGAGCUAAUGAUUGCAGUUUCUACCCUCUUUCUUCUCCCUCCUCUUCAGUCUAUGUUGCUACGUGUCUUUUUAGCUGAUUUACUAGCUUGGACGGCGUGCGCUGUGGGGUAUCGCCUCUGUGGUCAGCGCUCAAGAUGCUGUUGAUGGGGUGUUGUUAUUGGUUUGGAAGAAUAUCAAGGAGACACCCUUUUGUUUGCUGUUCUCUAAAUGAGCCAUUAUUCAUAUUUUUACUGUCACUGGAAGGAACAAUACACUGCAGUAUGACAAUAGACAUGACUUUAUUCAUGCUGAUUUCCUCUAACUGGAAGUUUUUCUCUUACCCUGUAACUUCUUCUCGCUGUCCCCUGAGAAAAGAAGCAUCACAGCUCAUUAUAGAGUUUUCCACGAUUAAGCCGAGGCUUAUUCUAGGGUCAAGUGUAGCCUCUUGCUUUUAGUGUCCAUGAUAACCAGAUUUGUGGUGUGGUGGAUUCUCGUGUGGCCGCUGGAUUCAUGGAUCCUGUCUGUCUCUAAUCCAAUUUACUGGAGUAUCUUUUUUUUAUUAGAAUGAUGACUUUGGUUCACUGGAUAAAAAGUAGAAAGAUUUUCAAACAAGAGAUGCUAGGCCCUUCAGACUUUGAGUGUUGCAGAAAUGUCAUAUUCAGGGACAGAAAAGCAUUUUUCUCCUCAAAUAAAUGCUGUACAUACCCAGUCUCAAUAUCAAUUUUGGAGAUUGUUCUGUUUGAGAAAGCAGCUAACUUCACCAGGCAGUGAGUCAUGUAUAAAUAAAGCAGAAGUAUAAAGCACACAGACAGAGUUGAGAAGUUCAGUAACAAACUUAAUAGUGCACAUGAAUUCCAUGUUUGAAGGAAUGUUUUAUGUAUUAGGAAGGAUGCUGAGAGGAGAACAAGACUUUCACAUCAUAGAAAUGUUUGGUUUAUGAGAUGUAAUCCGUCUAAGCAUAUUAGUUUGCAAAGAGUGGUGGGAUAAACAAAACACAUGAGGUCAGCAAAAGGUAUUCACUCAUGAGGGAGGUUAUGCAAGUUAAAAGCUCGCUGCAGAAGGUGAUUUGCAUAAAUGAAGCUCGCACAGCCUGUCCACUGCAGCUUGAGGGGACACUUGUCCUUAGGGGACAUAAUAAGUUUGCCCUUGUAGCUAUAGAUGGGUUUCUGUGCAGGUAUGCGCAUGUAGCCAGGGGGCAGAAAGCGGGACUUAUCUUAUUUGUUUACUAGCGGAGUCAAUGGAGAAAUAAAAUGACAAGGAGCUGUUGUGUUGUAAACCGCACGAAUCAGCGAAAGGAUGGAUAGAAACUGUUUAACAUCCAGAGGAAAUCUCAUCCUUUUGCCAAGAGAAGAAUAAGAUUGUGGCUCCAGGCUAUUAAAAGAGCAGAUUGGGGUCCUGAAGGUGCAGGCAUCGUAAGGUUUAGCCUUUAAACCCUGAACUCGUGUCAGAUAAUUGGUCUGAGCCAUCUCUGUAAAGACCGAGCUAACGAGCUGUCAGACUUGUAUAUUUACAGUGGCAUUUGCAGGUUUUUUAAAAUGUUGGCAGGCUGUGAAGUAGCCUCGUCGUAAACAUUUUUACUCUGACUUUGUGAGCAUUCACUUACAUUACGACCCAGUUCCUGAUAUUAGAAACAUCCAAACAGCCUGGUAAGUUGAGUGAAAUUCAUGGACAUUUCAAGUGUUUUUCUGAUUUGUUAUGCAAUGAAAGACAAAGCGAUUUUUCAAUGAAAUGACAUUUUAUUGCAAUUGUGUCAGGGAGAACUUGCAAAUAAUACGGCAUCUUCAUUGAUAUCAGUUCACCCCGAAGCAGGCUUUUCCCCCCUGGUUGUGCGCACCUAGUAUUGUUUGUACACAAGAAACCCGUCUAUGAACAAUAAUAUACAAUUACAGGGAACAGCUGAAAAGCAAAACCCAAGACAGAGUGGUUUUUAUUAUCGUUCAGCUGUAAAUUGUUGUUCAUCUAUGCUUGAAAUUAAACUGAGCUGUCCUGACACCUGCUGUGAUAUCAGUCCCUUGGCUUCACCUGGCAAUUGUCUCUAUGCAUGCUUUGGCUGAGAUAAACGUCAGCAUAGGUAUUGCAAAAACCAUCUGAACCUCUGUAAUCUACAGUAAAUGUCCAUCUAAAAUCACUCUCAUUCAGCCCCUCACUUAAACACAUAGAAAAACGGACAGUUUGGGGCAGUCUGUAUAUGUGUCACAUCACAUUACUGUCAAGUUUACACAUGCACACACAUUGUGAUGUCAUUCACGUCUGUCACAGACUAGACAGUGUUGGCCUGCUCCUCUACGUGCUCGUCAGUGUUGUGGGCAAACGUAUGGAUGGUGGAACCAGCAGGGCCACAGAGUGAUUAUUUUCAGCGUCUGCACCUGCAGCGCACGUACAUGGUAAUGAUGAGAAAGUCAGGCCAAAGAUGACAGUAAAGGUUGUCAUUUGAUUAGGAUCUUACGGUGCAGAUCAAACAUCAUUUCUAACAUGGCAGAAAUGAUUGAUUGUGUAAGUAAGUGGAUUAUGUAAGUUUACAGAGCUCCUCCUCCUGUAUGCUCGUCCUCUGGUGUCAGAGCUGCAGUCAGAGGGCUGAAUAAUGUGUGACACGAGGAGGAUAGAGAUUUGAUUUGAAAGCAGAAAGUGGACUUAAUAGUGACAAUGAUUGCGUUGUUGAAAUUUCAAUUGUUCCCAAGCACUUGCAAUGAGUUUUAUCUGUCAUGAGUUUUUGAUAUUUUAAACAUUUUGUUUAUCGAUUUUUUUGCACAGUCAGAUAGACAUGUUGAUUAUGAUUUUUGCUAUAAUGAAGCAGCCCUAUCAUGGUUAUAUUUGGCCUCAUAUUUUUACAAUGAGAGGAGAGGGAGACGUGCUGUCCAUAUUUAUAUGCAGUUGAAGGCAAAUGCACAAUAGUCUGGUCGGUAUCUGUGCUCACAUGAUCCAUGUUUGUUGCAUCGGUUAAACAGCUGUAAGGUUUUCAGCCAAUAUGUCUUUUGAAACAAGUCAAGGUUAAAGUCAGAAUUUUACAUAAUGGUAAUGUUUCCUUUUGUCUUUUAUAUGUAAUGUUUUGUAGUCACAUAUUGGGCAAUUUUGUGCUUGAAACAAUGUAAGGAGUAAUUUUUCAGUAUAAAAUGGAGCUGGCAGCACGCUAUCUCUCUGUCUCCUCUUGAUAUUCAUAAGAAUAAGAUAAGAGAAAUCUUCCACAAAGCAGAAGCAGCUGGCAGAGUGUUUUGCUUGUUUCUCUGUUUGCCAGGAGAGGGAUGGCUUAUCUUAAGUUGAACAGAGACUGAGGAAAGCCAUUAGCGCUCUCACAAAUGAGUCGAGCUCUAUGAGGAGUUUUACAUUUGGUCAUCUUUAACGCUGAUGCGACUAGGUGCCGGUGAAGAGGGCUACUUGAGAGGGCUCCAUUUUCUGAGGGUCUAACUCCUGCCUUUUAUCUCUCCAUUCAAAAGAGCAGCACCACUGUCUCUCAGGUGUGCCACAGCGCACAAUAUGAGCAAAUCCUCUUUAAAAAAACUGAGAAAAGAAAGAGCCAUGUGUAGUGAUGCAACGAGACGUUUCCAUCAGGCAGACGGGUGGUUGUUUUGGUAUUUAAUCUUGAAAGGUCAGCAUUUUACUGUUUAAUUCAUCAGUGUCUAAUUUACCACGCACUCUUGAUAAUGUCCUCCAGAGAGGGAGUUGUGUCUUCAACUGGAUAGACAGAUGCCUGGCUGGGUUGCAUUAUGAUAGCAAGAUUUGUGUAUGUUGGUACUAUACAUAUACAUGUCCUUUAUCAGUGUGCAUAUUUAAAUUUACGCAUAUCAACAUAUAAUCCAUCAGCGAUUCCAUCUGAUGCCCAAAAUAAAGGCCUGGGUGGCUCUCGUUGUUCCAAGUGUGUCUGGGCAUGCAGAUUACACUUACAGCUAUUCAUGCAUGCAAUCAGUCUCCUCUGCUUUUGUGUGUGUGUCAGCGCAGCAGUCAGAAGAGAUAAGUGUCUCUGGAGAGGAGAUAGAUGAACACACACUGGGAGACAAAGAGGCUGUGGCCAGUAGAAAUACACAACAAAUCGCACACACACAUACACACAAAGCCAGCUGUCCACUGCAGGUUCUUGGAUAAUUUAGUUAAUAUAUUCUUGAAAAACACAAUAAUAGAGAUGCAGAGAUUGCCAGGAUUAAUAUAUUCAACUACUGCAGUGAUAUUUAUUUUUUAACUACACUGUUCAAUUUAGUUUGUGUGAAACACUUUCACUAGGCAUGGUUUCUACAUGAACUGCUGUGUUUUGAGGUCUCAGAUUUUCACCUGGUUCUCAUUUUCCUCUUUCUGACUCUGUGUCUUAAAUUGGUUGACUGGGAUGUCAUCUCCUGCACCAAAAUAUUCUGUUAUAUUACAUAUUUUCCAUGUUGGAUAUCUAUUAACUUCCAAAAUAUUACGGCACUGUAAGGUUGUUUCAUUUCUGUUAAGACAAUAUUGUAUUCGAUUUUACUCCAUUGUAGCUCUCUUUAUAAUCAAUAAAAAAAUGUUAUAUUAGGUCUUUAUGUAUUUAAGAUUAUAGUUAUGCAGCAGGUUCUCUCAUUUGUUGAGCAAACACACCUGGUAUUUGAGGAGUUUUGCCUCCCAAGAUUGAGAAUUUACAUUUUUCUGUGACUCUAAGCUCCUGUAAGGAGUUUUUUGACUUAUGUAAAAUAGACUGUAAUUCAUGUCUAUUCAUUUUUGUGAUAUUCAAAAGCAAACAAGACCAUCACAGAGAGGAUUGACAGUUCUUAUAGCUUGAUUUUAAUGCCUGAUGUGAGCAGAUUGGUGUCAGCCAAGCAGCUGAUGAAACAGCUGUUUUUACAAUUUAUGGAUGAAAUAUUCUUAUUAGAUUUACUUGACCAUGCAUUGAAAACUAGCAGGAUGAAAUUUGUUUGUCAAAAGUCACUACUUAAGCAUGCAGAAGGCAAGUUGAGCAAAGAAUGCUUUGUCCACAGGGGGCACCAAAUUUGACACUAACUAAAAGUUCCUCACAGUAGCUUUAAAUAAUGUCAGACAGAUAACUGUGAAAUUAGAGGGAUUUUGAAAUUCCACUUUCAGGCAUUUUAAGAUAAAUUUGGCAUUUUCUUUUAAACAAUUUUUAGAUCGGUUGUGUAGAAAACAGCUAUUGAUUUGAGGAAACAGCCAGGCAAUUUUUCCUUUGCAAAGAUUAAUUUUUCAGAGCUUGAAGUCUUGCUUUGUUUCAUGUUUCGCCCGGUCACUUAACAGCAUAAACAAAUGAACUGUGGGUAUUCAUUACUGUACCACACCACAUCACUGCCCUCCACUCCUCUGGAAUGUUUCUCCUAGUCAUGUAUGUGGUCUCUGCUUGAUAACCUGAAAACCAGCCGAGCAGGUCUCUAUGAAUAGGACAACCACAGUCUGUUACUCCAUAUCUCCCUGGGGUCUUAAUCCACACCAACCGAUGGGAAUCAGUCAAGGAGCAACAUUCCCAAAUAUCCCGGUUCAUUAGACAGCGUGUUUGGACACAGACAACAGGCCAAGAUAGUAACCUAUUAUUUGAGUGUUUCCUCACAUAUUUUUCCUCUCCUCUUCCCAUUUCUGGAACUAGAAAAUCUCAUUAGGAACAGCAUUAGUGUUGAACAACUGUGUUGCUGUCUUGAGGAAAAUGGGUUUUUAGGCCAAGUAGUGACAUGGGUCUGAGUCCCUCAGCUGUGCUAAUGUUUGUCAAUGUGAACGAGUCUCUGGAGUAUUUUUGUCAGUCCUGGCUGACAAGAGUAACUGAUAUCUUCUGCGCCACUGUUUGCACUCUCCCGCUCUCUGUUACUGGAUAGUUGUUGCCAUGGCGCCCUGACUCACACUUUGUUGUACACCAAAUUUCAAAUUGAGAUUUUUCAUUGAACGCUGUCUGAAGUCAACAUUGUUGUGAAAAUGCUUGUUUUCUAAGUUAUGUAUUGGUACUUGAAAAAUAUUCCAUCAUUGUUUUUACUUUUAUUAAAAAUCCUCAUUGUUAGUAGGGAUGUAUAGAGGACUAAAGAAUUUGGUAUUAUUACUCUUCUAGUUGGCACCAGAGUUAUUGGUUGAUCAAAGGAUAUAUAAUAUUUUUUAUGUUGAUCAGAAAGUGCCAAAUGAGAUUCAGGAAAUCAGUGAACCAAGAGUGAUUCACUCCCUGAGCACCAUAAAUGUUGGUACAAAAUUUCAUUGGAGUUAAUCUAUAGGUUGAUGGGAUGUUAAAGCUGUAAAAAGAUCAAGCACCAGAACCGCACAUUCCCCCCAGAGCUUUUCAGUCGUGAUUUUGUGCUUUUAAAUGUCUGAACCUACACUGAGCAAAAAUAUAAACGCAACACUUUUGUUUUUGCUCCCAUUUUUCUCAGACUUUUCCUAUGUACACAAAAGACCUAUUUCGCUCAAAUAUUGUUGACAAAUUUGUCUAAAUCUGUGUUAGUGAAUACUUCUCCUUUGCCAAGAUUAUCCAUCCACCUCACAGGUGUGGCAUAUCAAGACGCUGAUUAGACAGCAUGAUUAUUGCACAGGUGUGCCUUAGACUGGCCACAAUAAGAGGCCAUGCUAAAAGGUGCAGUUUUAUCACACAGCACAAUGCCACAGUUGUCACAAUACUGUCGGAUUGGCAAAGGAGAAAUUGGUCUUUUGUGUACAUACAGGGAAAGUCUUAGAUCUUUGAAUUCAGCUCAUGAAAAAUGAGAGUAAAAAUGAAAGUGUUGCAUUUAUAUUUUGUUCAGUAUUUAUAAAACUAAAGGGGGGCUAAAGGUGAUAAAAUGCUAACAUAAAAAUAACUUAUGAGAAGAACUUUAUUUAUCUCCAAGGGGAAAUUCCAUGGACUAUUAUAUUAUUAUACUAUAUGGUAGACGAUUAUAGACUGCCUUCUUAUUUUAACUUCAUACAUAACAAUAUACAUUAUGCUUCGAUAGCACUGAAAACUGGCGGACUCUUCCAAAGAAAAGGUUUAGGAAAUAAUUUCCCCUUUUGAUGGAAGCCUCUGCUUUUGUUUCGCUGGGUACACAGACAGAGGUGAGCCAUAUGGCAGCUGAAUAGCAGUCUGGAGGGGAUUACUUCAACAGUGGUACUUUCCUCUCAAUAAAUGACGGUCAUGGAGCUCCCCACUGCCCCCGGGGUAGGAGACAGGUGCCGCUGAUGGUAAUAAAGGGCUCUUUGCACAGCAACCCAGCACGUCAGUCUCACAGGCCAUUUGAAAGGGAAGGGGGAUUGUUUGCCCUGGGCUUGUAUGGCUGUCCAUACAGUGCAAGAGAAGAAGGAAAGCUUAAACAGAGUGAUACAGACUUGUAGGAGUAAAGUAAACCAGCUUUGGCACAAUGUUUUUUUUUUUGGGUGUAAAAUUAUAAUAUCGAAUAUAUUAAACUCUUGUUUUCUACAGAGAGAAUAUUUUUCAAAUUUACACUGGCUAGCUUAAUAUACCAAAGGUGAUAUACCUGUAAUGAGGCUAUAAAUCUAAACUGCUUGUAAAGCCUGUUUUUCCUAUAACAUAACCACCUUUGUAUUAUAUGAGCUAUCUUUAAGUGGAACACAAUUUACUAUGGCUCAGUCUAAUCGAUACAGGGAUCAAUUAGGUAUCCUGAAGGCUUGUCCAAUGGGCUGUGGGGACACCAAUGAUGCUGAUGAUGCAGUGGUCCUGUUUGUGGUAAGCUCAGCUAUUUUUAGCACGAGUCAUCCCUCACUGCAGGUACAGAGAAUAAAUUCUACAGAGGAGUUGGCCUAACCACCUCCUCCCACAUGCUGCCUCAAGCACAAUGUAGAGCUAAUGAAUCAUGAACAGAUUCUCUGACUAUCAUUAACUGAUCUGUUGGUGCCCCACCGAACAAAAGCUCAGGGAAGAUACGUACAUGUCAGAUUGAUUGUGCUGUUUAUGCUAUGCUAUAGUUUUAUUGCCUUUUAAGACAAAGGCGUUGCACAUCGUCUCUAGUAUGAGGCUAACUACAACACACAAAAGAAUUGCUUUAAUGGCAGUUUUUAAGGUGAUCCAGAGACAAAAAAUAACCAUGAGUUAAAGCUCCAGCGAGGUUUUUUUUGGCCAUUGAGAAAUAAACUGAAUUUCUUAUUGAUGCCUUUUUAAUGACAUUUAGAAGCAAACGAGACUAUCAGUGACAAGACUGACAAAACUGAAUAAACACAGUUUUGUCCACAGGAGGCAGCAACUCUGAUACAAACCAGAGAGUUGCUUACAGGAGCUUUAAAAAAAACAUCUGUCAUUUUGAUAACAUGACAUUAGAUGUCUUUAUGCUGUACAGUUUGGUUUGUGUAAUAUUGUUUUCCUAUCACAGAGCACUAAACAGAUGUGAGAUGUUUACCCUAUUGGUGUUCUGUCUCAGCGUGAUUAACUUGUAGUUCUUGUAGAAAAAGGUUGUGAAGUGUCCAAGAAAGAAACAUCUGCAGGAAUAUCUUUAAACUAAGUAGGUUAAUUUGAAACAGGCCAGUAACACGAUUGGAUAUGGAGAAGAAUAUUCCAACGAGGCUGAGCCACUCGGUUGGAGAGAUGGAAAGAAGUUCACCACUUUGAUUGUGUGAGUGAAAAAUUCAACAAUUUCAGAGUGAUGUUCUUCAGCAUGUGGCUGUAAAGAAUUGCGGAAAUCGAUGCACACUUUCACAGUCUACUAGCGGUGAGCACAACUUGGCGCUGCAGGGACCAUAUGUAGGUUAAAACUGUGCUAUUUAAAGAGGAAAUAAAAUGUAAACAUGAUCCAGAAACGCAGGCAACCUCUCCAGGCCGGCCCAUUUCAGAAAGUAGAAAACUGCCCUGUGGUCUGACGAAUCAAUCUUUUUGAAAACCAUGGAUGUUACGUCUUUCGCUCUAAAGAGGAAGGGGACCACCUGGCUUGUUUAUAAUGUGUAGCUGAGAAGUCGGCAUUCAUGAAAGUAUGAGGAUGCACAAGCGCCCGUGGUGUGGGUAGCUAACAGAUUAGUGAAGGCACAUUCAAUGUUUGAUUGUAAAGAGACACAAGCUGCCAUCCAUACUGUGCCUCUCCUUUUCACUCAUGUACUUCACUGAUCUGAAAAAGAUACUUAUAGAUUGAUCUGUUUUGAAGUGUUUUGAUUCAAUACCUGCUGGCUGUCUUCAGCACAAUGAAUUAUUGCUUUUGCUUUUCUUUGCUUGAGAAUCUUUAUUGACCAUAUCUACCACUCUGGCUCCUAUGGGCUUUCCUCUUAUAUAGCAGGCAUUAACUGCCCUCUAUAAUUAAUGAGGAUAGCUAACUGUGGAGUGGCAGCAGAGGUUUAUAGAAAAACCCCCAGGAGUGCCUUUCAGGACAUCCCAUUACCCCUCUCCUCUGGAGAGAGCAGACGUUUGCUGCUUGCUUGGCGAUGAUAGUGUGAUAUCAGUCAUGGCUGAGGAGUGCUGUGUAGGAGGCACAGACAAGCUGGAUUAUUCCUCAUUAUAUCAAACAAACCUUGUGUUAGCUGCUGCCAGGAAGGGAUGGGCAAUACAGUAAAAUGUGUUUGCAAUAAUUUAUAUCCAUAUUGAUUGAUACAUACAUACUGUGAUGUUUAUGUGUUGCGUUGUGAUGCUGCCUGUUAAAAGAGUAUCCUGAGAAAGAAGCAACAGGGACACAGGCAUUAAAGUCACUAUUUCACCAUCAGAGUAUGAUGGAGUUUUAAGAUGAUGCGGUACAGUCUGUAUUAUUCUGCAUUAAUUACAUCAUUGCCUCAGCCAGACUUAAGCUGCAAGGAGCUAAAUAAUAGAUGAGUGAAUAAUUGAAGCAUGAUUUUUUUUUUCAGAAUACUGGAGAUGUUUGGUGUUUUUUUUGCUGUUAUCAUACUAUGAAAGAAUAAUCUCCUAGUCAUGUUAAUGACACUAGAUGUAGGUGGCUUGUGCUUGACUAAAGCCAUGUUAAGUUGUUGCUAGUUUGACAAGUGAUCAGCAUAUGGUUUCGCUUAUAUUUUUCACUGAGAUUUCAUCUUUCAUCUUUCUGAACCCUGGUGUGAGUAAAAAAGAGCGUUUGAGACUCUGCCAAGGCGGUGUCCUUCUGUGAAUGGUGGAGUAAUUACGACCCAGCUGUCAGACCCUGUUUGCUUUGUGACAGUUUGCAAGACUUUGCAGUCAAUACUUCACCUCCAAUUUCAUUCACUCCCAACAUCACCUUGAUUUGAUUUGUUGUUUAGACUCCUGUUUUUGAUUCAAGGCACUUAAGACUAAGAAUGCAAAGUAACAGCAGAAUUAUUAUUAUUAUUUUUUUUAAUUUGGCUUUUAAUUUUUACCUGCAGAAAAUGUUUUUUUUUUAUUUUAUUUUUUUUUAUUAUUUAAUAUUUUUUUACUAAAACUCAACCAGUUAGAUCAUUAUCAUUAUCAAUCAUUGUCUUAGCCUGCAUACAUUGUAAUGGAAAACUACUUAAGGGUUGAAAUAACAAUAAGUUUUCCCUCAGAAAACAGUCGAUCAAGAAGAAAAAAAUUGUCACAUAGUGGAAGCAAACAUUCCACUAAACAUUUCUGGAUCCAUCUGCUCACCUUUUUUUGUAUCUCUAUGUCAUGCCAAAUCAUCUCCUAUGAGAAGUUUGCUCAGACCUCUGCAGUUCAGUCAAACAGUAGGUAUCAAGCUUAUCUUUAUUCCUCAGGUUUUCUGCUCUAGAGGGUUAAAGCUUAUAGAUACACAGUUGUAUUAAACGUUAGACAGAGCAUCCAAACUGAUUACUUCAUCCACACUAGUAAAAGCUGCUUAGCCAGCAGAUAGCAUUUACUAAAUAGGUGACAGUCAUCUCUUUCUUGCUUGUCUAUAAUACACGUGUAUUAGUGAAUUUUUCCAGUUAAGCAUGGAUGACAGCUGGCUAACUUUACCGCAGGUCAAUAAUGUAUUGAUACUUUAUUGCUGUUUUUUGAGUUAAAAUGAAGAACUCUUCCUUCUGGUUACUUUUUUGCAUCUUCUCUGAAACAACCAGGUGUUCAAUACAUGCAUGUUUCUCUGUCACAGUUCAAACAGGCCUGGUUAUUCAUUGCAUUAAAACAUAGUGUAUGCUGCAGAUGCCCCACUUAUAUCAACUUCUUGUCCACUACACCAAAGAUGGUGACUGCUUUGACUGUUCUCUCUCCUCACUGAUGAUUAUCCUUUGUCAUUUUAGUACAAAUGUAAAUAUAUCAGUUAUACUCUUAAAUGCAGAAAUUACAUGAGGCUAACAAGUUGAUGAACUGGAGCUCAUGAAUAUUGAACAUGUAAAUAUGGUAGAAAAAACACAAUUAUUUCCGUCCUCCCUUUCUAUUACUUUUGGAGAUUAAGGUCACUGAAAGGCAGUAAAAUUUUAAGUGAAAGAUAAUCAAAAAUGCAUGAUAUCCAAAGCUGGUUAAUAUUUAACCAAGACAAGGAUUUGACUGAUCAAAUCCCAUAAUCAUUUCACAAAGUAGACUUCUGUUCUCCUUGCUGUCCAUGCAGCAGCUGAAAGGCUGUUGUAGCCGUGCAGGUGCUGCUUUGCUCUCCAUCUCUGUGUUUACAUCACAACCUUCACAUCCUGCAGGUUUAUUUCUCCGUGACCCUGCUCUAAUAUCCAGUUGUGGAUUAAUUCUCUCAAUCAAGAUGUUUUAUGUAACCACUCGCCUGAGAGGAUUAUAGGAAAACAUUCCGCUUUUAGAUUUAGCCCAAUGAACCAUGAAGAUGCAGCCUUACUAUCUCUUGUAUGAUGUAUGUGAAUGAUAAUCCUUCUGAUGUGGAAUUUCUAUCUGAGCAUCAUUUAACAGGUACUUAAAAAUAUUUUUAGGUUCAAAAGACUGAAAAAAAAACAGAUGGAAAUUUCAUGCAUUUUACUUGACCAGAAUGUCUUUAAAUCUACACUUUUAUCAGCUUGAUAAGGGGAAUUCGCUUCUUUCGCUGUUAGGGUUUUUUUUCCAUCUUUUUUUUCCCUGAGUGUAAGCCAGAGGAAAGAAAAAGAACAUUAUUAUGUUCUUGGACUUCUGGGAUGCUGUACCACCUCGUCGCCAUGGCAACAGAGCAUUUUGUCAUCACUCCUCAGGUGUGCUGUGUAAUGUGUACCCCAUCUCUCUGUGCUCCCAGCUUUGUCUCACCUUGUGUAACACCUCCCUGCUCACCUUGUGUAACACGAUGAUACGUUUAACAUGACAGAGCAGGAUGCUAAUUAAAUUCAUCUAUGACGCUACCACAUCUACAGUGAGCUCUCACUGUACCACUAAAUUUCCAUCGUUGAUGUGUGCGUUCUGUACCAGAUUCCUUAUCGCUGAGAUUUUUCAUUUGGCUCGCUGUCUUCUCUUCUUUUGUUUACAAAAUCAGCAUGCCAGUAAAGAAAAAAAACAACAACAGUAAGUGGCGGCACAUCACAGUAAGCAAUACAGCCUGCAGAUGAAAAUCCACUUGUUCUGGUACAGUAAUUAGUGCCUGAAGGGUGCAGCAUUAGCACACUCUGCUAAUCUGGCGCCUGUGCUCCAUUGGGCUCAGAGCUAGGAGAGUAGGACUGAAUCCUAGUGGAGCAGAUGGAUGACGUGAUCCAUGGGUGGCUUGAAAGGGGGCCCUCAUCAUUAAAAGGGCUGAUUACAUGGUGGUAAUGAGAUCAGCAUUUUGGGGUCAAGGCUGGUGGUGUGCCAAAGAUCCAGGUCUCUCUGGGCGUCAGCUGAAAAGCUCAAAUGACUUUUGUCUUCAAAGGAUUUUUCAGUGGUUUUACUCAAGGUUGUUGGUCUCUCUGGGGGAUUUGUCAGCCUUGGCACAUCGUGUUGUAACACUGGAUUCAUAAUUCUCUGCCACUGUCAGAAGUAAACACAUUACUUGUCUCCUCCAGCUGCUGUUAUGACAAAUUUAUCCUUUGAUAUUGUAGAGGUCUGCAUGAAGGAGAUUAUGAUGAGACGACUCAUAACUGACUCUAAAAUGAGUAAUUAUACAUUAAGUCUAUUGAUAUUUUGUUUUCGUAAUUAUUAUCAAUGAGUCACGUUAAGCAAUGAUAACUGGUCUUUAAAUAGGCAAUGCAUCAUCGUGAAGACCUCUUUAGCGUAACCUUCAUUCAUCACUGUCACUGAAACAGACAGCUGGUUACAGAUGGUUGAUGUAAGGCCUAUGCACGUGCGUGCGUGCGUGCGUGUGUGUGUGUGUGUGUGUGUGUGUGUGUGUGUGCGUGCGUGCGUGCGUGUGUGUGUGUGUGUGUAGAAGGAAUAUCAUGACUUUCCUAAAGCCUCCAUAGAUCAACAUUUUCCAUCCUCAUCCUGUCAUUGAUUUUCAGUAAUAACUAAAACGCCGUGUUGGCCCUUACCCAUUAGAGAAUUGGGAUUACAAUUUGAUUACAAGUAUUUAUUAAUUAGGGAAAGUCAAAAAGAUUGAAAGCCGCGUUUGGCAGGAUUAAAACAGAUUAAGUGGCUGUUUUGUUGUCUGGAAACAAUUCAGCCCUGUGAAUAUUUCUGGAUGUCAACCCAAACCCUUCACCCAAAAAUCACCUCUUUUGAGGACUGAUCUGUAUUUAUAGAGUAUGGUAGCAUGAUAGAUCCUCUGAAUCUUAACUCUUGGCAAAUCUUCCAAACCUGAAUUGGAUGGCUUGGCUUUGUGACCUGAAGUGCGUUAUGCCUGUCCUGAGGUGCAUUGUAGAUCACCUACAGUCGUAAAUUCAGGUACCCUGACAAAUCUAUUAGCAUACCUCCCAGUUGCAGUUUUUCUUUGCUGACUGUGACGGUCCUCAUUUUAUGAGCUGUGAGAUUUUACAGCAGCUCAUCCAUCUAAAGACGAACAGCAGCACAGGGGGCAGGGAAGGCAGUGAUAAUGUUGGGACACUACUUUCGUCUCUGGGACCAUUAUGCAUUUCUCUGAGGAGAUGGAUUUUUUUUUUUCCCUUCAAACUAGGUAUUAAUCUGGACAGAACUCACUCCUGACAAAAUGUGUAGACAGAGUGAUCUAUUCAGCUGCAAUUGUUGUUCACACACUGUCAUUCUGUGUGCAGAUGGAUAAGUAUCCCAAUGCUUUCCCACUUAUGCUUUAUUUUCGCUUAUUGCUGUUCUGUCCUUCCUCCUCUGGGAUUUUAGGGAACUGUUUGUGCUUAUAAACAAACAACAGAUACAAACAGGUUGAGGAUGACUUGGCAAAUUCUCAUCAAGCUCGGAGUACAUGAAGUAAACACAGGAAUAUGUGAACCUGUCAUAAAUCUUUGCAUUGUAUUUGACAUUAGGCUCACCAGGGGGGGCUGCUCACUGCCUGCUGAGCUUCAUGACAUCACUGCGGUUGCUUAAUAUUUGCUGGGAACACAGGGGCACAAGGCCUGCAGCAAAAAGUGCCGCCUCCCAUGCUGCCCCAGUCGCAGUCACACUAGACCGCAUGCCACCCUGUGCAGCCAAGCCAUGCCAUUCUAGCUUCCCCCUGGGCAAACAAAGACCCCAUUCAGACCAGUCCCUACUGUGAUCAUGCAGAGCAGAAGCAAUCUGUUCCUCUUGGCUGCUCACUGUGAAGUGACCCAGCCUUGUCUUCACCACGGUUUUGCCGAUUUGUGUUGUGCUCAACCAGGUUCUUAAAUCUGCUUGUGCCUGUUUGUUUUGAAAAGGGCACGGAGGCAGAGUGAAGUCAUCCCCUCAAGCUCUCAGGGCAGUGCAACUGUGUGUCCAGCAUUAGUUUUGAGAGGGAGAAGUUUCCAGUCUACCUUCAACAAAACAGAAGGAAAAUUUAAGUUUUGGGGUUUUGUUUUUGCAGCUCCUGGUAUCUGUUUGUUUGUAGAUGAAACAGAUAGUGAACACUGUGAUGUGUGCUCUUAGUCACUAACUGUAUAGGAAAAUUACAGGUGAGAACAAGUAUGCUAAGUUGCAUUGUUUUGAAAUACUCAUCAUUUCUUCAUAGAAAUGCAAUCAGACUGAGACGCUAAGGCAGAAAAGCACAAAAUGAUUAAUAUGAUGAUUAUUACUUCAAGGAAAUGAUAAAGAAAUGAUCAUAAAUGUUCUUCCUUGAGCUGCGUCCGCCCGCUGUAGUCCGUAAUGGACUGGCCUGAGGUCUCGCUACAAACAAGCGGCUGCUGGAAGAGAGUAGGUGAGUUGUGUUUAGUCUCUUUGCUAAAGAAAUUAGGAAAAGUUUAAAAGAUGUUUGGUGGCUCAUACUAUGGCUGUGACCCUAUAUGUACUGUUGAUGAAGUUAGGUGCUGUUCUGAACAUUAUUUGUGGCUAUAGAGUGGCGUUUUGGUUGAGGUUUGUUUAUGGCUCCUCAGAUCGCUGUGUAUUGCUAUCGUGUGGUUGUUACUCAAGUUGGUAUAACUAGAGAAGCAAGCGGUCGGCAACAUUCAUCUCUUUAGGAGUGUAUAACUUGGUGUUACACUGUGUUUGACCCUUAAUUAAUUUUACGCCGGAAUAUCCCUUUAACUUGAAUAACAGUGGCUGCAUUGUCGAGCUGAUGCUCUUUUACCUGCACACUUGCAUGAUAUACUCUCAAUAAAGGCUGUUCUCUGUAGCUUAGUUUGUUGAGUUACUCCAAUGCAUGUGUCAGAUUAAACAUUGCUUUCACGCUAAAGCCUGCAACCAUGCACACAACCAAAAUGGCAAUAACCCUUGCUGUUGAGCCGAAGAACUGAUUUUGCGACUUAAUUUUCAUUUGCGAGAACUUGACUUAAGUACUGUAAGUUUGUAGUCAGUAAGAAAAAAGGAAACAACACAAGUUUUAAAGACUAAGACAAACUCUGAGUUUAAGACAAACGGCCAGAAUGAAGAAAAUCCUAACCAUCAUGUCUUUUUACUCAGAGGAUGUUAAUUUGUAAAAUUUUGAGAACAUUUCUUCUGUAUGUUCUCCUCUCAAAAUCCAACUGUAUUUCACUGCAACCAUAUAGGAUGAAUGUCUUACAAUAUAUGGUUCCUGGUUUUUAAGUUGGUUAAAGCAUUGUCUCCUGCAUUAGUGUAUUCAUUACAUAUGCCAAACAUCACAUAUGUCAUCUGUAUCCUGCAGCCUUGGCUGAUGUGGAUUCUUUUAGUGUAAGUGGAGCAGUAGCUGAGGGGGCUUUGUUGAUGUUAACUUACCCCUCUGAGUUCAUCUUCUUUGUGAUGGCUUAGGACGCUCUCGGGCCAGAACGCUCUUUGUUUGACAGAUGAGGUUCUGACUGGGCAGCCUAAACCAGCAUGCACCUGCACUCCCAUCGGCCCCUGGGGGGAUGUCACAUCUCCACUCUGUCAGUCAGCAGGCACCCACUUCUCUCUAUCUUCCACAUCAAUCCGCUGGCCUGAUUCAAUCAGGUGUUCAAGAUGCCUCAACCUAAAAAGAAAUGUGGAAAGCCCUUUUAGCCCCUGAGACAUUUUUAAGGUUAUCAGGAAGCUUUUGUGUGCAGUGGUAUGAAGGAAAUCAAAGCCUUGUGUAGGGAGGAUCACGUUUUAGUUGGCAAAGAGAGAAACUGACAUUUCUAGUUAUGAUACUAUUGAUUCUGACAUUUCACAUGAAGAUGUUCAACUUUUCAUUUCACUUAAUUUAUUCCUUCUCUUGUCAAUAGUUUGUUUGCCUUUUAUCUUUUGAAACACAACCAAUCCCUGACUGACUUGUUCAUUUAGAAACAGACUCUUCUUACUUGUGUAUGUGUGACUCACACUUUUUUCCUACUGUAUCCCAGUGUGAUAGACAAGAAUCUCCUUUUAUCCAGUGAAGGACAGGCUCUUGUAAAGAUGUCAGUUUUUGAUUGUAAGAUUAAAAUGUUUUAGCUGUUGCAAAUUUCUAAAAAUGAAGAUUUUUGUUUUCAGAAAAUAAAGAAUAAGUCAUCACAAAGUGGCUUAUCCCAUAGGAUCCAUGUUGAACGCGUUCCGUCAGUGUUGCGUCUUUGCUCCAUCGGGCAGUGCUCUUUAUCACUGAUCGGAUGCUUAUCUGGAGCCCUGGUCAGCUGGGCUCAGUAAAACAAAAUGUCCCAACAGGUUACUUUGCCUUUCUGUGGUCAAUUUCCUGCUAAUUUAAAAAAAAAAAAAAAAUCUUUUUUAAUGUGGUUUGACAAAAUUAUCGCUGAAACAUGUCUGACAUUUCUAGGAAAACAAAAAGACUUGCGUUUCACUUUACAGUACCACAUUGUUUUUAUUAAAAUGUUAAUUUUUCCUAUCAUUUGAUUUAAUGUGCCAAUAAAUACUUUAAGGUUACAAACACAACUGUUUACAUUAGGCUCAUCAUUCAUUUGGAGUGGUUGUUCAGCUUUUGUGGUAUGCUUACAGUAUCAAUACCACAUUUUAUUUUCAAGCGAACAGCUGGGCUUGUUGCAUGUUGCUUGUGUUUUGUCUUUUGAUGCAUUUUUUCUGUGGUAUUUAAAAUGCUCUCAAAGCUGUACCUUAAAGUUGACUAUAUAGCUCAGUGUUUAGACUUUAUUUUGAUUUGAUUGGAUUGUUUAACCAAUUAAGGGGUGAUACACUCCUCUAGUAGAUAAAGCAUUUAACUCAGUGAUAAAUGAUUACUCAAAUUGACUUACAUUGUUGUCGAUCUUUGAUACAGAUUGAAAUGUUUGGCUCUGUUUCUCGACUUCUUUUUCAUUAAAUGAACAAGAGCAGUCUCAGAGUUAUCUACUUUUUUGAAGAGGCGUAUUAUAAGUGAAGCUUGGUGCCACAUUGUUUUGCUUAAGACAACCAAAUUCUCAGACAUCAGUUCGCAGUCAUUUUACACAGUAGAUUUCAAUGAUUAUGAGUCAACUUUCUUUGAUAAGAUUUAAAUAUAUUAUUGCUAAGCUAUUCAGAGUUGUGUCUUACUCACUUGUUUUUCUGUUUGAAGUCUGGCACACUCAGAUCAAUACCUUAUGUAAGCUGUGUGGGAGACAGCUGAAGAUGAGUUUGAGACUCACUGAGUGCUAUCUUUACAUUGUGUAUGUUCUGCAAGAAGUCGCCUACCUCCAUUCAAAGGGCAUGCAUUGAAGAGUGAGGCCCUGAGUAAGAGAGGCUUGUAAGAAGUGCUGCUCAUAGAUCCUGCUGUUGCUAUGAGACUGUCGGAAAUGCGUUUGAAGCACAUCUCUGUGUUGGGGAAAGUUAAAUUAUUUUUAACAGCUAAUACUAAAGCCGAUGUGCUCCAAAAUUAUGCUAAGCCCUCUGCUUUUAGCAUGCAACAGUCUGUCUUUGAAGGCAGUGAGAAUAAGAUGCCUCUCUGUAAAGGUGCAUUGUAUGUUGAGGGUAUUCUCCACAGCUCCCUGUUAUAGCUCUAUCAUGAUGUUUUUACUCAGCAAGAACAACAUGGAGGAAGGCCAUGUAUGUCUGUUUGUGUUAAGUUUUGUGGAUGUUUGCAGGAAGUGGUUAUGGUAAUACACCCAGAUAUCCAGUAAUGUGUUUGGAAAGGGCAAAAAUGGGCUCACAUGAAAAUAAAAACAAUAGAAACGCCUGUGUCUGCUUUAAGCUAAAGGACAUAGUUAAUCCUCUGCUUCUGUAUGCCACUUUUCUUUUUAUAUCUGCUCAGCAUUAUGUCAUUUUCUUGCAGAAAAAAAACUGCUGGCAGCUAGCAACAUAUCCAAGCUGUACUUGUCCUUACCUCAUAAUGAUGCCAUAUCCUUCACAUUGCAUGGGGGGUUUCUAACCCUCAGUCCCUGUGGGGCCAUAAAACAAUCAGCAUGUCUUCUAAGAGGAGAACAAGCUAAGCUGCAUUGAAGUGAGCGUGAAAGUCGACUGAAAGAGUUCUCACAGCCGCCUUUGAAAGCUAUAUCUACUGCUCCACUUUUCCAGAUUCAUCCUAAGAGGCUUAGUUUAUAUUAACUGCAAAAUCAGAUUGCUCUCAAAAUACCAGUUUCUAAUUAAGCCGACCAACCAAUUAAGUUGUGCACUUCUUCAUUGUCCCCUUGAUUAACCUCAGCAGAGGUUAGCUGAAGAGGCAUCCACAGUCACAGGGUUGGUGUUGAGAUUCACAUGCUUCACUGGAUGAAAGGGAACAGAGGGACUUAAAUCAUAUCAGCCCACUGACAAGCACUCAAAUUAAUGGGUGCUGUGUUUGCCACAUGGCCACCUCUUUAACCUCCAGGCAAAGACUGUGCAAUUUAUGUCAAAAGACGUAAUGCAUCUGUUGUCACACGACAUCUAAGUGUGUUGCCAGUUUCUCUGCAAAGCUGACAUAAUAGUUACACAGAAGUUAAGGCAUUUCAUUCGCUUUUCCAACAGUUUCAGGAUAACACAAUUAAAAUAUAUUCAUGUGGCACACUUAAUUAAGAAUAUUUCAUUGGAUUUUGUCUUUUUAUUUGUCUGUAGAAAAAAGAAUCUCAGUUUGGUGUUUUUUCAUUUUUUUCUGGGGUUUUUCUUCAAUUUCAAUCACAUGAUGAAGAAAAUAAGCGGCAGUGUUGAUUGAAGAAAAUGUUGGUUGAGAAUGAAAUACGUGUUUUUAGAUGCCACUUAAUGAACCUUUUUAUAAAUCCUGUGAAAAAAGCAAAAGUAAUAUGUUUUUGAAAUCAACUAGAGAUAUCACAACAAAACAUAAUGCACCACCCUUGGGCACAGCAUCUGGAAGGUCAGGAUAGUUGAUGUUGGAUCAGCAGAUGAAAAAGCAGAAUAUGAUAUUAAACUAUUCAGUGCUUUAUAAACCAGCAGUACUAAUACUUUAAGAAUACUUAUCUAAACAUCUCCAACCAUUUUUAAAGUACUGAACCUGGACAAAUGUGAUCCACUCUCCUUGUCUUGUUGAGAACCCUGGCAACAGUGUUUUGGCUGACCUUUUAGAGAUGCCUGUGGUGACACUGUAGGAGCAGCUGAGCAGUCUUUACAUGGAUGUUUACAUUCACCGUAGGUCUAAGUCCAUGUUCAUACCAGGGCUUAUGUUGGGGAGAGCAUAAGUGCUGUGAAGAUAACAUCCUAGGCCUGAGAAGGGAGCCUGGGGGAAUUUAAAUGCCAGUUUGGGUGUGCUCAGAUGAAAAGAAGUAACACAAAAUAAAUGUUACUGAAAAUAGAAAUGUAUGGUUUUAAUUGUGUGUGUAUCGCUUUUGCACACAGAUAUUAGAGUGUUUAUCUAAAUUGGACAUUUUGUUCAGCAGAUUGCCUCUAUGGUAACGUUUGUCCUAUUUAAAACUUAUUUAAAAAAAUAUUUCCAGUGUGUCGAAUUUAGCUCAAACUGUUUCUGGGAUUAGGCGAUCUGGAGACUCCUCCUUGAAGACUUAAAAGUGACACCACACUAAAUCUCUCUGAUAGGCUGUCAGUCCACAUCUCCAGCCAACAACUCAACAGCACUUUUUUACUUGUCCUUUUUCACUGUUUGGCUGCCAAGAAGAAGAACAGUGUUUCACAAACAGCAACCCUCGCCAUUGCAGUUUGAGUCAUGGCUGUCCUGCUGAAUAAUCAAAGAAAAUAAUAAAAUUUUAGAGAAAAGUUUCUACCUUCUAUUAACUCUGUAAGAAGAGAGUUUCUGCACCUUUAGUCCAACUCAGUUUCUACCAAAUCAAACAUACAAAGCAUCAAACAGAAAAAAAUAAAACAAAAUUAACUGAUGGUUGUUGUGAGCCUGCUCAUUAUCUUAAAACACAAGCGAUGAUAAACCUGGUUGGUUUUGUAAUAAAAUGUUUUCCCACACCUCUGCAUCUUUUUUUGCACUUUCAUGUAUUAUUUUGUGAAAAGAAAAGACCUUUUUUAAAUUAAAAUUUGUCAGGGCAAGAAUUGCAAAAUGGUCAUGACAGUGAAUUUGAUGAGGUCUAAUGGCGACAGAACAAGUACUUACUGCAAAGUCUUCUGGGAGUGUGUAAAGAAAGACAGCUCAGUAUUGCAGGCACAGGAAAACGUCGUGGCAUGGUUCUUUGUUUCUCACAGUAGGAGAUCCAACUGAGUGUGACCAAAAAGAGAAUUCUGUUAUUUACCAGCCUGACAAAGUCCUUUGAUCCCACAGUACUUUUCAGAUACACAAGAAAAGGAAACACAAGUCUGUGAUGGAAAUAGACAAAGACUAUACAAGGCAAGAGGCACCUUGAACUUAAGAAAGGUCGGCAUAUACAGGCCAACGUAUGGUCAGCAACCCAGUCAGUUUUUGUGUUUAACUUCUCGGGAGAGUAUUUUUUUCAUUACAUACCCAGAUGUACAUGAAUACAGAAAACAUGUGCUUGCUUUAUGGUGAAAAUGCAAACAUAACUGGAAGAUAAUUGAGGAUAUAUAAAGCUUUCAAAUAUUGAAAGACUAAUAUGAAAGUAGACAAUAAAAAGAUAAAGAAACUAUUAUCCCUGCUCUUUUCAGACAUUGCAUGCAUUGAAAUGUGAAAUGUUUUCUUUAUUUAUGGUCACUGGAACAAAAUUAAAGUUAAAUACAGUGAAAUUGUGCAUCACAGGUGACAUGACCUGAUCACUUGUUCUUCCUGCCCAGCGGUUUAUGAGUUACAAAAGUCAGUUUUGAAAAGAAAGGGAGAAAAAUCAGAAGAGAAUCAAUGAGCUUUAAUGAUUUUUAGCUUCAUGAUUCAAUGUUGAUCAAAGUUAAUCCCAAUCAGUUUCCUGUCAACUAAAAAUCCUUUAAUUCAUUGUGUGGUCAUGUUUUGCAGAUGGAGGUGUGUGUGUGUUUGUGUGUGUUGGUAAUACAAACAGUGUGCCGUGGUUGAUUACAGCCUGAAACAAAAUGACAUUCUCACCUUUUAAUCGGUCUGUGCUGAACUGUUUCAUUCUGCUAAAUUGAGUGCAUCAUCCUCUCAACUAUUCAGAGCGUCUUUCAAGGGCAGGAGCAGGAAGUUCGCUGACCAACCCUUGGCUAGAUUUACCCUUGUCAUAACGAGGUGGAAAGAUAUUCUAUGAAAUGCUUUUUUCUCUGAAUCAUUUAUUGAGAAGAUUGCAUCUCCCUUGGGCCUCCAUCAGAGUGGUGACAUGUGGGGCAGUGGUGGGCGUUUCACGCCUGUGUGCACAGGCAGCUAGUCUUCAGGGCCAAACAGUUUUCUGCAUUUUUAUGGCUGGAUUCACCACUGGAAAGUGAUAUUUCCUGGGGCUUUGGAGACAAUGAAGAGGGCGAAGUGGCAUUACAGAUGGCCCCACUGCUCAGUAUGAGAUGUAUGAAACAGCCAAAGAGUGACAGAGAAAUGGAGGACUCAGGCAAUCCUGCAGCUGAUCUGUCAGUCACACAAGUUCUGUUACACCUCAUAAAGAUUUGAAAUCAUUACAGUAAAUCCAGCAAGUCUGCUAGAUGUUAUGUGGGAGCUGUUGCUCUGUAUUGUAGCAGCAGUUGUUUACUUCAGAAGACUAAAGAGGCUCUGAUUUACAGUACAGUGAGUGCCUCUGGCAUGUUGGAAUCGGACACAGCAACAAAAUAUGUGGGAGGUCAUCAUGAGAACUGAAGAGACUCUGAGUGAAAUCCAGGCAUUACUACAGUGAGGAGGCAACUGAGUGCAGUUUACCAAGAAGUAGUAUUUUAUUAUGAAGAAAAUCUUUUAAUCUUUUUUUCUUAAUUGAGGAAUCCAGAAUUUUGGACAAGCCCUCCAACCAAACACAACAGACAAUCUUAUUUAUUUUGUUUUCAUUUUGUACUUUUUAUGUUCAGCUGUCAGAUGGAUUGAAUUGUCUUUGUCCAACCAAAGAACUCUGAUGUGAAUAUAUGUUGUGUACAGUGCAGACUAUUCUGGGGCUGCUGGGUGAUAUGUUGACGCACAGAGAAGCAUUUAGUUCUCUGACACAGAUUUGCAACAAAAAACCCGUCCCUCUAAUGUCUCUGGCUGAACAAGAUAACUGAAGUUAAUGUUUUAUGUGCUUUUUCAGUUGUUGAUUUGGAUGUAGAUUAACACCUCACGACAUUAGCCACUUCUAUUCAUUUUUUUGUGUCAUAAACCAGGAAGGAUGUUACUGCACACUGAAAACAUCCCAUCAGCCUGCGGUACAUUUAUUAUUUGUUGCUACCAAAGACUAAGACUUCAUCUUUCAUCUUUUAAUAGUUAUUUUUGGUUGACUGACAACGACUUCCUUCGUGAGUCCACACUGCGAAGUCAUCAGCUGUGCCAGAAAAACCAAGCUCCUUCCCACCCACUCACUACAGAAAAGCUUGAAUCCACUCAAAGGGAUUCUGCUGCCUUCACUUCUUCUUGGUCUCAUUAAUGUUUUACCUCAAAAGCAUCAAUAUAAUCUAGUGCCUCUAACAGCAUAAGGGCAGUUGACUACAUUUACUUUAUCAAAUAAUAGGUCGAUGUAUUUUUCAGGCUUCUGUCUUUUCAUUUGCUGUAGAUAAAUAUAUUUAUUGCAGUUGAAGGGGGAGAGCUGGAUAACCUGUCUACAUUAGACACUUUGCUGUGAUACACAAACAUCUUUCACUCCACAGCCUUUUGCACGGCCUUCUCUGAGGUGAUAAUUACUCAGCGGUGUUCAAAAGCACUUAAUUAUGCAAAGGGGAAAAUCGUCUCUCACUGUGCGCUGACCGCACACUGUUUGAAUCAUCUUUGCUCUGCAGAUAAACCAGAGACAACAAGGACAACAGAAACAAAGAGAUCUUGCCUCAUUAGUCAAACUUUUACGUUUUAUUGGUUUGAAAGAAUUAAAGUAAAAAUAAGAAAAAAAAUAUAUGUGCAAUAUAAAAAGAUACAUAAAGUGUCUCAAAGUAUAAGAGGACAUUUGUUUUAGUCCUUCUUGGGUCAACAGAGUUGAGCUUAAGAGCGUAGAUGUUUUCUAUAGAGCUCAGACUUUAGCUUCUUUCUUAAAGGGAGAAAUUCUGAUAGAGUUUGGUAUUCAUUCUACUACCAAGGGACAACAGAGGGGAAGAGUCUGGCUUGUGACUUAAAGUCCAACUCCAAUCGUUUUUUGUUUUUUUUCAGUGGUCUUUAAAUUGUUAUUAUAAGGUUUUUAGACAAAAUCGCGUUACAUGUGUCAUUUUUAAGCGCUUUUCUUCUGCAGAGCUCCAGUAGAUCAUUAGCAAUUUGCCUCUGAGUCACGGGCUGCUCUGCACACUCCUCUUCAUGCUAGCUUGUAGCCUAACAUUCCAGUGCAGUAGAAGUGGCAGGGUACACAGGAGCUAUUCAGCUCUCGGACACAAAUGUCUUUGGGGGCAUGGUGAAAGCUAAUGUCAUAAUUAGCUUCCUUACAAGUGUUGCAAUCUGCCUUGCACACACUUGUUCCGCAAUCGUCCUCUCUAUUUCUUGGAGUCUGGCCUGCAGAGCGGGGCUCCGGAGGCGGAGCUUGCAGUUGUGAUGUAGGAAAUCUCACUGUGUCUGAGCCUGCUGUUUGGGUCUGUGAGAGGUUCACAGCAUUUUGAAAGCAGAAAUACUCAGAAAUGCAAUUUUGCGCUUACUUUUCUCAUAAAAUGUCCUGUAGCAUCAGAAAAAUACCAUAUAAAAAUGUAGACAACAAGAAAAACAGGAUUUUCAUCGGAGUGGGUCUUUAAGAAGCACCCUGAUAUGACCGGGAGCACCAGGUACCUUUCACUGGCAGGGACUGUAUCCAGUUUUGUUUGCAGUACCAGGAGAUGUGUUGUGUGCUCUGUCAGGUUGGGUGUGAUCCUCCUGAUGUCUAAUGGCAUGAUUUGAUACAUCGGGAUAUGAAAUAAAUUGCAUAAGACUCAAAUUGUUACACUUUAUUCUCCAUGUAGGCAAAUUUAUCUCUUAAAUGUCUUCACAGAUCAAAAAUGUAAAAAAUGCUCUGGUACAAAUACCAUUUUCUGAAAAUUUUGCCGAAAUAUCUCAUCUUUUUUUUAUUGCUGUUAGUAUAAAAUAUGAAAUGAAAAAUUUAGUUGCCAUCUCAACUCUAAUAUAUCUUUUGAAGCCUUUCAUUUUGCACCCAAGCCUUGUCAAUGCGCCUGUCAUCACCUCUUUGGUCUCUUCUUGUUCAGGGCUCUCAGACGAUUGAAUGUUUGAGACACGGAAGCAUCAGACUUAAGUUAAUGUGACAAGGAGGAGGUGAAUUCAAGUGUCAAAGCCCUCUUUAAAGGGAGCUCAAAGCUACUUCACAGCAACCCAGCUGAUUCAGACGUACAAAACUAGUCUUCACAGGUGUCUGCAAACAAGACAAAGUUAUUAUUCUGUAUUUUUUAAGAAAAGUGCAUAAAGUUUUAGGAAUAGUUAUUACUUAAUAUUGUGAUGUAGUGUUCAAGAUGUUGAAAAGUGAAUCCCCACUGACGUCUUCUCUUGUGACUUCACAUUCAAUCAACCUACCCUACAAAAAUAGCAGAGACUAAGGGUGGGAAAUCUCCCUUUUUGCUGAUAAUAGAAGAAGUCAGAGAAUUCAGGAGAGACGCCAGUUUGACAAUAAAAAGAUAUCUGAGUGAAUUAUCUUGUUCUCAAAAGGCUUUCUUCUUUUUGCCCUCUGUCUUAUCUAGUUUCGCUUUUCAUUUGAGAUCUGACAGACGCAGUUUAAUGAAGGAGGCCCAAAUGCUUUCCGGUUGUUUUGUUAUUGUCAACAGACUCUUUAAAAAGGUUCAAGAAGGACAACUUUGCAAGCUUACUGUGAAAAAUGAUAAAAGCAGAGAAACCUGAAGUGUGUUUUGAAAGCUAAGUCGGUGGACGUUCAGAUGAAUUGCGCUGAUGCAGGAGGGCAAUAAACGUUCAUCAGGGUACAGUCAGAGGGAGAACUUUGUGAUGGAACCAGCAAGUGUUCGCCCUUGCAGAAAAGGGUUUAGCAUUAUCAUGCCAAACAGAAGGUGCCGUUGUUGUGGAACAAUUAGGCCCGAUGGGUGUCCAUGCAUAUUUUAGAGUCGGCAAGCUGGAGGGACAGAGCCAGUGAUGGAGACUGCCUGGUAAGCUCCAGCUGCCUCCUCCUGACAGGGGGGUUAGCUUUGGCAAAGGGGAUGAAGCUGGAGCUCGGGGAAAUGUUCGCCUCAUUGUUAAGAAAAAAACAAGCCCAGGGCUGAGACACUGGGAUUUAUCACUGGGGACUAUUCAGCAGCUUUUGACAGGAACUUUUAACAAUGAAUCUGCUUGGCAUAGUUUUUUUUUGGGGGGGGCUGAUAUUCUUAAAUGCCUUUUAUUGAAUUGAUUUAAAAAAAAAAAAAAAACACUCAAGGCUCAGUUGCAUUAACAGCUGCUCCGCCAAGAAAUUCAAUUAUGCUGUGCUUACGGUUAUUGAUACUCAACACAUUAGUCAGUGCAUGUGUGAAUAAGUCUUCACAUCCAGUGUCGGGAUUAUACAUGUAAGCCAAAACUAGGUUCAGUUAUGAUAAUACUGCAUGUUGUAUGACUGCCCUCUCUGUAUCUUAUGUGGAGGCUGAAAGUGCACGGGAGUAAAUGUCAGGUCUGAGGAGUACAUAUAGUCUGAAUUUGAGACACUGAGUAAGUGCCUGACAGUCUUUGGCUGCACCGAGGGAGGCUGAACUGCUACAUUACCACCAGAGCUGUGCAGCUGCCAAAAAAUGAAGCAUUGUUUGUAUGCUAAUCCCAACCAUGACACCAAUUGUGUUGCUCUUUUUGCUGUAGGGGUAUUUGUCACACUUUUUAGCAAGAAAACAUUACCGCUGUGCAAGUAUAGGGAACAACUCCAACAUCGUAAACACAGUCGUCACAGGUGCAGAUGGUAGACAUAAUAACUCGAAAACGGUCUAGCUGGGUUACAUCUCGUCUCACCCAUGACUCUGCAUAGCGGUCUGCAGGGGGUUAACUUUGAAACUGUUCCCAGCAAGCUCAGCUGUGAGUGCAUCAGAGAGAUGUGACAGAAAAGCUACUGUAGCCAGACUGGCAGUGAAAUCCGUCACUGGUGGGCUGAUGGAGUAAUGACUCAAAAAUCAUCAGUGGGAAACAUAUUCAUUUCCUCCUGUCUGCAGGAAAGUGCAAAUUCUGCCAGGCAUGUGUUUCAAGCUCUCAUAAAUGGCAUGUCAGUCAGUCAGUCAGUCAGUCAGUCAGUCAGUCAGUCAGUCAAUCCACUGCUCCAGACUGACCAAGGAUAUGCCCAGCAAUGCAGAAACAGAGAACUCAUGCCGCCCUUGGGAUAGUUUACGAUUCCUUUAGUUCUCUUUUAGUGCAACCAGCAGGGUAAAAUUUUAAUUUGUGUAAUAUUCUGGGAGUACUACAAAUACUUGUAAAGCUAUUUUUGACAGGAUGUUCUGUUUAGUACUAAUCAGCAUUGUUUGCAGGUCAUGAAUGAAUACAAAUUCAGCUUAUAUAAGGUUACAUUUUGGUUGAGGUUCGUUUAUGGAUCCUCAGACCGCUGUGUGUCGCUAUUCUGUGGUCUUUACUAAAGUUGGUAUAACUAGAGAAGCAAGCAGUCAGCAACAUUCAUCUUUUGAGGAGGUGUCUAACUCGGUGUAACGGUGUGUUUGACCCUAAAUUCAUUUUACGCCGGAUACCUCUAAGGCUUUGAGCUAGCAUGUAACUCAGAUGCAUCCAGACUGACCUUUUUUGGGGGGGAUCCCAGUUUGAAAAGUUUGGGAACCCCUCAUGUAAAUAAAUCUGAUUUGGUAGCUUAAAAGUGCAUUUCAAGCUGGUCUAAGACAGGUUUCCACUUUAGAAAUUGAAAUGCAGAACAAUUCGGGGGAACAUUUAUCAAGCUAAUGUUACAAAUGUUUUGUGAAUAAAUGAUAAAAGAGUUUCCCCAGGAUUUGUCUGAGUAUAGCUAAAGCAGUGGAACAUAUUAGCAUACAGGCCCCCUGAUACACGUUUCAGACAGCUGAUGAACACACUGUUGUCUUCAGAUAUGUAACACUUCCAGCUGAACGGAGCAUGUGUCAGACAGUUGUUUCUUUUAUGGAAUCAUCAGACGGUUAAUUAACACAUUUAAUUGGACCAUUUUUCUCAAAUAAUUACUCAACAUCCCAUUUCUCUACGCAUUAACAGACAAACAUUAUUUUGGUAUUAUGACAUGAAAUGUAAACCUCAUUCUGAUAGAUAAGCGACUAAGCAGUCCUAGGUGACAGGCAGGAUUCAACAUCAGGAUAUCAUUUAGUCUCUUGUUGCAUACUGAGUUCAAUUUUGGCCAUAUUUCAGUGAUCAUUGUAUGUUUGCAGUGUGAAGCAUGUGGGUCACAAUUUGACAUAUCAGAUAUUUGAAGGGGAACUCCAAGGACAACUCUUCUUUUAGCUGGUACAACAUUAUAUUCUUUUUUUAGAAUCUGUCAACUCACUUUUCUCCUAUUCAGAUUGUUCUAUCCCUGCGAAGCUUCCAAAGCAAUUAUCCAUAUCGCCAUAUCCACAGCUCUAUUCUGCUCCCAUUAUUCCUUUGAUUCCUUACAUUUCUCGGGCUAAUCCUUUAAUGUUCCCAUCAUGCUUUGAUGGCCCACUUCUCGCCUGGUGAGAUGGCACUUCAGACUGUCUCCUUGGUUCUCAGGACUGUCUAGUAAAGGGUCAUCAAAAGGGCAUCAUGAGUGCAGUUACACAACUCAAUAAUAAAAAAAUAAAAAACAGAAAACCCUGAUGUUUUCUGGCUAAGAUGCCCAUGUCUCAAAGGUUAAUAUGGUAAUAUCUUUAAGUAUGCGAUGUAUUGACUUUACACUUUCUAAUUUAUUCUUCCCUGAGGCGUCACUCUGUCACAGAGACGUCUGUGUUGACAUUGGCCUCUUGCUUUUACACCCCUAUUUCAUGAUUGAUGAUUUUAAUCAUUAAUGAUGAAGCGUUUUAAUCACUCUUAAGAUAUUCUGUCACUAUCCAUUACUUGUUCUGUGUCCUCCUCAACUGCUAAAGCUUUCAUUUACUUUAACAACCCUGUUAAAAUACACCCUUUGGGCCACAGAGGUCAAAACAUGCGCUGAUAGAUUUGUGUUACACCUCAGGGAGAAAUGCCACUUUCUUUGAUUGCAUUUUUGCACUCAACAUGUCAUAUAUAUAUGCUGGUGUGUAUCCGUCUUUUGCUGCUGAUUGCACCAUAACAUGUCUUGUUUAAUUUAUUUCUAUUAUAUUUCUUAGAACCAAUGGUAAGACAUUUUAGUCAAUGCAAAAAGAGCCUUGACUUGAUAGUGUUUUGUGUUAUGGGCUGAAUUUAGCUUCACUGUAAGUGGUUGUAGGUUGGCCUGUGUGUGCUCUUGGUCCCAGCUGCAGUGGCCGGAUCAUGACUUAAACUGCAUGCUGCUUCAGUCAAGAGUCUGAGUCGCUCUGCCUUAUUAACCAGUAGAAUCACUCAGCCUCCUGGGACAAUAGAAAGCUAUCUGCUUAUGAAACCAAAGAAAUCACCUCCGGGCUUUUCUGUGUACCUUUAGCCUUAGACACACUGCUGCUCACAAACACAGAUGCAGUUGGCAUCAUAGUUCCCUAUCCUCCCACUAUAAAGCGUUUCAAUCUUUUAUUAAUGGUUUGUGCUCCUGGGCUGACAUGGAGACCAUUUUAAUGAUUAAUCCGAAAGGAAAGUGUCCAUUGAACACAGAUCCUGAGGGAGAAGCACAACCACUGUGUUGAUCCUUGUAAUAGUUUAAUGAGCCAAUCAAACAUUUCUUUUAUAUUCAGACUGUCUGUGCCAAAAGCUCACAGGACAGACAUUAAAAACAAUACAAAAUAAUUCAUCAAAAUUUGAUCAGAGUGACUGAUGCUCUUUGCUGUUUUUAAACCAAACUGUUUUGUUUGAGCGGGACAACAUAAAAAUAAAUAAUCGUGCAAAAGUGCUAUCAUGGUUCAGCUGUUUCUGGAUGUGUUUCUUCUCAAUAAGUGUGCAGUAGUAGUAAAAAUAUGUGACGCUCAUUUCAGGGACUUCCAGUGUUGUUGAUUUGGGCACCCCUUGUGGACAAAGUGAUAGCUCUUAUAUCUCUUUUUAUUUCAAAUGCAAUGUCCUAAAACCAUUUUAAAUACACAGACUUUUUCUACAUCUACUUAAGGUCGUGAUUGAGAUGCCAAGAGAAAAAUGUUUAUGAUUGUUGAUAACUAGAAAUUUCAGAAAAUCCUGCUCCGUUCGCUUCAUUUUUAACAUAAAAAGUGAGGUUAUAAUGCAGUUGUGCUUGGUCGGGGCAAAGACAGAGAUGGGGGGCACUGGGGUAGCAGAAAGUGGGUGGGGGGGUUGGUUGGGAGUGGUGAUGAAUACUAACAGCCCAGCACUUAUCUCACCACAAAGGAGCAGAUGUCUGUCCUGACUAAGCGUGCCCUCUCCAGACAGGACUGUUUCUUUGGUGGCUGUCUUUGUCUUUCCCAAUGACUCCUUCAUGCAGUAUUUUUGACAUUGACGAUGUAUACACCAGGGGAAGAUGUUGGCUUUUUCCAGGACAAAAAUUGCACAUGAGGUUUUAAAUACACAGAAUAGUGUUUGAAACCAGCUGAAAUUGGGUCAAUAUAGAACUACAACAUCUAAUCAAAACAGUUGUCUUCAAAUUACUAAACACAAACUGAUGCAUUUCUUUUUAUUUUAGUUUCAGUUUUUCAGUCAUGCAUUUGUAAUCCUUUGAAAAAUGCCUCUAUCUGCCCAAGCAUAAAAAAGAUCCUUCCCUCCUCAUUUUCUUCACUUUAUUGUGGCCCAUAAGUGAGCAGGGAUGUCACAUCCUGUAGUAAUGUUCCAGGGAGAGAAUAAUCCCAAAGUGACAGUGGCGAGAUCCAUGGUGCCCAUCGGCCUAGCUUAAGAAAGGCCACUUACCUCCAGGUCUGAGCUCCUAUCAACAUUUGUUCUUGGAGUCACGGCAGUUAAAGGACAAACUCGACAUUGACAGGCCUCAGUCCUAAUGAAGAGGCUGUUAUCUACAGCCUGAGUGCUGAUACGGAGGAGAGCACUACCAGUGACACUCCUGUUUCCUUUCACAGACUUAACUAGUGGGUGUAGGGGCACACGGUCCAACCUUGAUCCAAGCUGACCUCUUCAGACUAUGUUAUGAGAGCUAAGACCAGAGUGCCCAUCACAGCUUGUCACAGUCUGACAGAUCUAACGAGUGAAACUGACAUACACUGUGAAAUCCAGAAAAUAAACUGCAGCGGUAUAUACAACAUUGUCAACUUUAGGGAAGAUGAAAAGGGAAAAGGUUUCACUGAGUUCCAGGACCUCUAUUGUGUUCAGCAAUGUGCAGUUUCAAUGCAGAUGUGUAGCUUUUACUAGCACCAGCUGUUAUUGCUGCCCUGCCAGGUACCUAUACAAUAGCAACAAGAUGGUUUUGGUGGCUGUGAGAUAUGGACACACUGACUGUGACCAAUUUACUGAGACUUUUUUUAGAUGAUGAAUUAGGUAUAAAAGGGGCAUUUAAGCUGCAGGUUUUAUGGUACAUGAGUACUUCUGCUGUAUCUUUAACUGAACCUGAUAAGUAUACAGGUCAAACAGUUUUCUGACUGUUUUACACCCAAGCAAGAAUGGAAUUUUUAAGACUGAUGCCGAUGAUUAGGAUUUUAGAAAAGUUCAUCUAUUGCCUCUGUUGCUGAAGAUCUAGGAAAUGUUUGACUUGGAAAUAAGAACUGAACUUUUUCAUUCUGAUCAGUUAAACUGUUGAGUAAAAUCAAGCUUCAUUUUUAAGAAUAAAUAACUUGAUUAUUGUAUAUUUAAAUUAUUCCACUAUUCAUUCCACUAUUCCACUUGGUGUGUGCAGGAAUAACAGUCCAUGUGGAGAGAAAAAGCAGGUGUAACACAUACUGCCAUAAUGACGUCUAACUUUCACUGACAAUUGGUAAACUGACAAUGCUUUAUUUAUCUCCAUAAACAGAUUUCUUUUUGCAGCUGCAGCGAACAGUUUGUUACCAGUCAUUUCUUGAAUCCAAAGUUGGGUUGCACAAAUCAAUCAAAAUAUUUUUUUCUUCUCCUUAAAACGUUUGCAUUUUUACUGUUAUAAAAAAUCUAUCUUGGCAUACUCAAGAGCCUUGAAGUGUAGGUUUCUUGUUUUACUGCUGAUUUCAGAUUAAACCAAGAGAACUGAUUUUUAUGAACAAAGGGAUAAUACAACAGGAAUUCAUGACCACUGUGACACAUUACUGCAUCUACAGCUGAAAAAAAGAUGUCUUUUUACCCAGCCACAGAUUUAUAUCUAACUUUUACAAAGUUUUUAUGUCUUAUGCGCUCUAGAUAAUUCACUUUCAUUGGUUUUGACAACUUCCUCCAAAUACCCAUGAACAGUGUGACUCAUCAUGGGUGUUUGUGUCUGUGCUGACUGACCACUCCACCAAAAUAUCCCUCAUUCAGACAACUCCCUGCUAAAGCGCUCACGGCAUGAACGGAUGGGAGACAUAACAGCACUGCAGUGGCUCUAGGUUUAAUGUUUGCUGUCUUUCUGGUAUACAGAUCCAGCACACCAGCCUUUUAAAUCUUCAGUUUACUUGUAAUAUGUUUUCAUGCAACAUUUGGUUUUAAAAGUGUCCAAAAUACUAAAAUGGUUUUACCACGCACAGUUUGAAGCCCGUACCCCACUUUCAUUCAUGUGCAGCGCUCCACCUGCAUCAUCACUAAUGUUCUUAUGCAGAUUAUAUCUGCGUCUGUCCUGGGUUUCCCUAAACUCUUCCAGAGGGGAAAGCAAUAAAUUAUGCUAAAAAGCAGCGCUAAAUACGCUCCUGUCCUGUCAUCUUUUGAGAGGUGUUUUCUAUGCUUUGGGGUGUUUCAAACAGUAUUAUGUGCUUCUUUUGGCUCCCUACAAGAAAAUUAGUUCCAGUCUGAUCCAAAUGUUCUGCUUUGUGCCUGGAUGCUCAGCAGCGUUAUGCAGAUAUGAUGUUGUGAGUAGAGGGGUGGGUUUAUGUAUGGGGCUCAAUGAAAGACGCCCGGGCUUCUCUAUGCACUGCAGUACUCAAGUGUUCCUCCAAGGAAAGCUCCAUCAUGAGGUUCAGAAUGCAGGGUAUUAGCAAAACCCCAGUGAGAUCUCAGCAUAUUUAAUCCAUCCUCUCUUUAAGCUCCUCUUCUAGCUUGUGGACGGGGUUUAUUCCUGACACUUUAGACGGCUCCAGCUGUGUAUUAAUAUUGAAUGAAACUGAGAUAUCUCUGACAGGGUUUAAAAAAAUCUGAAACAUACUCUGCUAGCAGGAACUAUUCCCAUCUCUGAAUUCAGGACAGUGUCCUUUCUUUGUUGAAUCUUUUUCUGAAACCUUUUUGAAUGUGUUUUUGACUUGUUGUGCCGGGCAUGUUGGCUGAAUUUUUCUUUUACUCUUUUUUAUUACAGAGGGAUGCAAAGGGACAGUAUCUGUUUGACCUCAUCUGCCACCACCUCAACUUGCUGGAGAAAGACUAUUUUGGCAUCAGAUAUGUUGAUCCUGACAAGCAGCGGGUAAGUGUUCACAUGUGGGAGAGGGCAGGACUGGGGCUCUUGUGUUAAAAGUUAAAGUUUUUUUUUAUUAAAUUCUAUUUUAGUUUGGGUAGCGAGAGGUCAUGUCAUGCAGCAUAUAAGGACCAAGAUGGAGCAAACUUAGUUGCUACUGUAAGGAUUCAUUCCUAGUGUGUACAUGCAGAAACACAAACAUAUUUAUGAAGUCUGUAUUUUAGUGAACCACGUCGUUUUCAAAGGUGAGAGAAGUAUUUCCUGAAAUGUUCGAUAUUUCCUUCUAUAGCUGGAGGACCUGCGUGGAUCUUGUCCAUACAAAAGCAUAAACAGAAACAGAUGGCUUUACUUCAAAGACUAAACAGAUUUGAUUGAGUCGUUGAAUGAAGAGCAGAAAACUAUUUCUAUUUGUGGCUACCUUUCUGACUGUUGUUUAUCUACCAGGCUGUUCUGCAGGGAGGCAUGUUGUAGCACUGCUUUGAUUCAUGAAGUAUUCACAUGUUCACAGAUCAUGUUGGUGUCCUGCAGAUAAGAGCUAAGACCUGCUGAUGCUGCAUUUUCUAUGCUGUCGCUCAGGACUAUUCUGGUGGUUGUUACCGUGGGUCGGGUUGGAUUGUUGGGAGAAAGGGAGAAAGAUGAAAAGAGAGAAAAUACAUCCACUGGGAAUGAGGAAUCUGAAUCUGGCUGUUGAUUCUUGGUGUCUUCAUAUCUAUCUCCACCAGCAGGAGCUCACUGAUCAGAUCUAUGACCAGAAAACCGCCUUACGGGAAACUAUCAGUAACAACUGAAUGUCACAGCAGCAGUAUGGACAGUGUCAUCUGAGUGAAUGCAGCUUACUGUAAAUAGAUAUUAAUGCGAAUUGUCUGUUUCCUCUUUCUAAUGCAGCACUGGUUGGAAUUCACAAAAUCAAUUGCAAAGCAAAUGAAAUGUAAGUACAUUGAUUUUCUGAUUUUUCACCAUCAGGUCUGCUCUUAAGUUCAUGAGUAAUCUGAAAUGCAUCUUUUCAACUAAAUCUUACAUUACUGACAUAGAAUUAACAUGAAGACGUAUGGCUGAUGAACAGUGUCAGGCAUUUAUACAGUGUUAACACCAACAGUGUUUUCUUGUCAUUGUCUCAGAGCACCAGUAGUUGAAUGUGAACCAUUUUUAUAACAAACAUUAAGAACUUAUAGGAACUUUUAAUACCAGUAAACUCUGCUUUGUCUUUUGUUUAUAUGACACAUUUGUGGCAGGUAUUGUUCUUUUACUCCUUUCAUCACGCAGAAGACAAUUUUACCAGAAAACUGAGAUAAACUUGUUGAUAAUGAGGCCUUGUUAUGGGUCGACUGACUUUCCCCACAGUAUAUGAGGAAACUCUGAUUAUCUCCUCUUGGCCCAAGUACUUUGUAAUUGCUGUUUACAAAUACUGCAAAGAUAGAGGUAAAAAUCAUCACCUAAUAUAUGACAUAAUAAAACACUACAGGAGCCAGUUAUGCAUCUUUGAUUAUUAAUCUACUGUUUUACCUUUCAAUUUAAAGGUUUAAUUUAAUUAAUUUAAUCAUAAUUUUAAUUAAAUUAGAUUUAAUUCAAUUUAAAAUGGAGUCUGUGAUAAUUUUCUACUAUUAAGUAUCAAGUAAAUGAUCUAAAUGUAAUAUGAGCAAUGCUGUGAAUGUUCAAAAUUUGUGUUUGUUUGUCCUAAUUAUUGUAAAAAAAUGUGUACUGUUAACCAGUAAACUUUGGGACUUUUAAAAUUAAGACGACACAAUAAAGUAUAGUUAUUUAUCUGUGAUUAUUAACACAAAGCAGCUCAUGGUAGUUUACAGUGGUUGUUUGUAAAGAACAGAAAAAUGCUUUUGUUUUAUUGAAGUAAUAGAUAUACAAAGACAUUAAAUCUUCUAAUUCUUUGGGAUAAAUCAAUCAGUUCACAAAUCUGAACUCAGCUCUGCCGUCUUCUUCGAUCUUCUGUUGUUUAUUUAAGCUCCCAUAAUGCAAAGCUACAGACCAUUUAACUGUUUUGUGUUUAUUUCCUGCAGCUCAGCCUCCAUUCACCAUGUGUCUAAGAGUCAAGUUUUACCCUCCAGAGCCUGCUGUUCUCAAGGAGGAAAUCACACGGUAUGACCCUUCGAUAAACGGAUAAACACGCUCCAUUUCCCUCUCCUAAAAAGCUACGACUUACUUUUUUGCCACUUUAAAAACAAAGAAACCUCCAUCAUCAUGCUAUCGACCUUUGAGGCACCUCUGCACCUUGUUUAUAUUAUUAUUUUUCAAUAUCAGCCUCUGGUUCACACAGUGACAGCGCUCCAGCGUUUUUAGACAGAGCAUACAUGUCUCUUUGUGAAACAUUAUUUAUGAGCCUCCAUAAUUAAAAUGUCUGAGUACUGUCUAAAGCAUUAUAAUAAAUAUUACACACGGCACAGUUUGCAGAAGAAGUUGUGGAGCAGGGAAAGGUGUAGAAGCCUGCCUAAAGCAAGAUAACACACUAAAGAGAAUAUAGUUAUUCUUCCUAAAUUGGACCUUGCAAUAACACUUAAAGCAAAUAGUGAAAUAAAUAUUUCACAUUAUUUUGCAGGAAAGGGAAAGUGUCCAGCUCAAUCCAAGAGUAAGCAAAGCUGAGUUUGUGCUGCAGCUUCUGCACAAGCUCAUGCACAGUUCCCUCAUAGAUUUAUCGCUCACUACAGUUAGUGGAGGCUAUCCUUUCUUUCUCUCUCCUCGAGGUGUAAUGAGAUCAGAUGUGCGCCACAUGUACUGCUGUUAGUGUGUACGUAGAAUAAAUGUAAAGCAGAGAGAGAAGAUGGGGGGCAAAGGGCUCUGAUUGAGAGUAGAGAGGAAAAGAGGGCAGAUAAAGGCGGGGGUGUGAGGGGUGAGGAGGGGAGAGAGAGUGAUACAUGAUGAUGAGAUUGGAGAGGGCAGACCACAGGAGGAAGGAGGGGGGUAGGGUAGAGAGAGGGCAAAUAAUCAAUCACACCCACAAGGCUCCCUCUUGCCAUACUGUGUAGAACAUCAAUGCCAAAGGAAAAAGGGUAGACACCAAAAACAGAGUGAUUUUAUGCUAAAUUUAUUGACUCUUAACAUUAGACGAUUUAAAUUAAGAUACCGCCUUCUUACCAAACACUGAUGCGGGGACUUGCCUGGUAGAUGUUUUACUGUAUAACCACUUGAAGCUGCCAUGAUAUUGAUUAAACAUAGCAUAACAUAAUAACAAUGAAAUUGAAGCGGUUUGGAUUUUUUGUCAGCUCUCUCCCUGUGCAUUUGCCUCUAGUGGUCAUCAAAGGAAGUUCCGGUUUUGCCACUUCAGUGUUGGCUUCAUUAUUUAACUUCUGAGGUCGCUGCUUGAGCUAGACCUGUCUUUCAAAAAUGAUAACUAUCAUAAUAAAAAGCAUGUAUUUUUCAUUUAUUUACUUAAUUUAAUCUUUAUUUUUAAUGACAAAGUUAAGCUUUUUGGGUUUAGCAAACAGUUCAGUACAAAAAAAUCACACAAGUGAAACAAAUUAACAUUAACGAGAUUAUAUUUCAUCCUGUAUGUAUGGUAUUAAAUUAUAGCCACUAAGCAGUUGUUUAUUCUGAAUAUAUUAAUCAAAUGAUUGCUCCUGAAUAUAUAGUUAAACUUGAUUCAGACUGUGCCGCUUUUCCACACAUCCCUCCAUACAGGAAGUGUUUGGAGCGUGUGAAGGAAUGGCCUAGAUAGAGGAAAGCAAGUCUGCUUCACUGUUUGAAGAAAAAGAAACAGUGAGAUAAAAAUAUAUUUUAAAAAUUGGUCAUAACUACAACAACGAUCAUCAUAAUUGCUACAGCCAUGGUCAUUUAGAUUCUUACUGUUGGUUAUUAUCUCAGAGAGAUAUCAGGCUUUAGGAACUGAUUGGUUGAAGGAUACUGAAACUAGGCUGGAGGCUUUAAGAGAAAAAGAGUGUCAGUAGCAGCUUUUCCCUCGGGGUCUUCUCAUCCUCCUUUCCCCCAAACAAAACCCUCAUUUCAGUGAAAUCAAAAAGAAAUAUUCAAAGCACCCAUAGCGAGCGAGAACUGCACAGACUUUGAGGUUUAUCAGGUUUGUUGUUUUACUUCUACUUAUUUUAUUCCUUCUGUGUUUUUACUGAAAAAUGGUUUGGGGUACUUAUCAAUAUCAUCAGUAUUCCAAUGAGCAGGCCUGUCAUACUGUUUGUGAUUUUUGCCCUUUCCUUCGCAGAUAUCUUGUCUUCCUGCAAAUCAAGAGAGACCUCUACCACGGUCGGCUACUGUGCAAAACCUCGGAUGCGGCCAUGCUGGCAGCCCACAUCCUUCAAGGUAAUGGGAGGUGACAGAUGGAAAUGACUUACACCACUCUGCUUCACUCUCUGUUCAUGACCUCUGUUUAACUAUGUCCUGUGGUGCUGCAAUCUGAAAAAUACUGCCAGCAAAGAAAACAGAUUUAUUAAUAAUGAAUUAGACUGAAUUAUAAGUGAAAAUUGAAGGUCUAAUUAUUUGUAUUUUUUCUCUUUAUUCAUGCAUGAGAUUGUUAAAGACGAAGAUGAUGUGAUUUUUCAUACUGAUAUUAAAGUUGUGCAAAGAAGACAGUUUCUCUCUAUGAUAAUUACAUAAGCUCUCUGCACACUCCUUCAGCUAAUGCUACUUUAUAAAGUAUUCAGUUGUGGUUAUCUGCCAUCUUAUCAUUUUUUCACCAUACAAACACAAACAAACGUAGACACGCAGACGAAAACAAACACAACAACACGUAAUAUGCUGGCACAGCUAGCAUCACAGAUAGCUCUGUGUUUGAGGAGAAGCAGGUCCUCAAGAGGAGGAGCUGAUAAAUUAAAGAUGAGCUGCAUGGUCAGCUCCUCCUCGCAGAUAGAAAUCAGUAUCAGGGUCAUCUGAGGAAGUGCAGUGUGGCAUGAAGGAACAGAAAUAAUCCAGGAUUCCUCUGCUAGUCUACAUGAGUGAAAGCACCACUCUGUUGAAAUCAUUUGAUGACAUUUACUUUUUUUUAACAUACACAUUCUUUUCUGACACCCCCCUCCCCAGCUGAGAUUGGUGAUUAUGACCCUGGAAAGCAUCCUGAAGGUUACAGCUCCAAAUUCCAGUUCUUCCCCAAACAUUCAGAGAAGCUGGAGCGCCGGAUCGCAGACUUGCACAAGACAGAGCUGAUGUAAGAGUGAAAAAAUCACACUGACCAGUAUCAGUCUUUCUUCCUCUCAUAUGCCUGUAGAUCCUGCACUCACGCGUGCUGAACGAACACCAGACUCUCUAGAACUUUUACUGUAUGUAGUUGACUGUAGUAAAAGUACAAUCGCUUUUCUGUAUUGUUAUAGCAAGGGAAAUAAACCCCCUUUAUAAGCAGAUAACAGAGAAAAAGCAUUCAGUCUGCUCUUAUAACAGUUAUUAGCUGUAUGAGUUUAGUAGUGACCAAUUCAGCUGGACAAGAAGAAGAUUAUAAGCUAAUUAUGGCAGCAAGGAAAUAGCAGAUCCAUACACACACAUGUACAUACACACAUAUAGACACUCUUAUGGACAGACAGAGAAAUAUUAAACACCCAAAUCACUGAUGAAGGUCUUCAGGAUCACAAAAAUUCCACUAAAAUAAGAUCUAAAGUCUUAAUUAUGUAAAUUCAAGAAUCAGAUGGUUGAUGAAAAUCGCUUAAACAAAUAAAGUUGAAACCAAAGAAAAUAAAAAAGUAUUUUCAAUGAUACACAAGGAGUCAAAAAAGAGAUAGAAGUCUAAUUUCAAAACUAUUGGAGCAGUUUUAGAAAAAGUAUGGAACUCUGCUGCCCACUAGUGGCGUCUUUUUCUCUCACCAUUAAGUAAUCCCUGCACUUUGCCAUAAUGAUUUAUGAAUUGUCAAACCUAAUGUAACAGAGUUUAAGAUAAAUAAACAAUAACCACGAUUCUGCAUAUUUUGCACCAUUUCAUCUUCUACAAACUUGUUUUACUUUAACUUUUUCUCUAUAAAUUAAAGUGCUUUUGUCAGCAGAAUUGACUGGCCUUUUAAGACUUUGUCGUGCAUUGUUUAUGUUUGUCGUGGACUGACACAGAUGCUCUGUGUGUUAUUACCUCCCCUCAGUGGACAGACACCUGAAACAUCAGAGCGAAAUUUCCUCCAGAAAGCCCAGAUGCUGGAGACAUAUGGCGUUGAUCCACAUCCGUGCAAGGUUUUUCCUCUGGACUAUUUUCAAGUGCAAAAAAGAAAAGUUCUGUCAAACUUGGACGCUGAAAUAUUGUGAUUUGUUUUACUGUACAUGCUACAACACAUGUCUGGUUUUUGGCCCAUUUAUAUGUGCGUUUAAGUUCUCUUCUCUACAUUCUUCUAGGAUGUGUCUGGGAACCCAGCCUUCCUCGCCUUCACGCCAUUUGGUUUUGUGGUGCUUCAGGGAAACAAGAGAGUUCAUUUUCUCAAUUGGUGAGCCAAAUGUGCAAAUUUAUUGCAUGUGUUCACUGGAAGCGAAAAAGAUCAAGAGUGCGCUGCAGGCUUUGAAUUUACCUCAUUUGGCUCCUUACAUGCACACCGUUCCACUUGAAACAGCAUGCAGAGUACAGCUGGUUGUACAGUCACAGUCAACAAAGCUCAUCCAUCUGCUUCUACCUGUGCGAGGAGCCGGCAGCUAGCAUGAGCACAGAUGGCUAAUUAUACCAGCUAGAUUUCAAAUAAGGUCAAUAGCUUGAUUCGUAUAGGCUGUACAUGUAUUAGGCGCCCACACAUUUUUAAUUCAGGAGGAUGCUUGAGUAACGGCUUGAAAAUGCGAACAUGAUGUGUUUGUAUUUAUCAUGCGUUGUUUGUUUGUAAUUGAGGCCCCUGUAUCGUUUACAGUAUUUACUCAGCCUUCAGCGGUGCUCAGGUUCACCUCCAUUCUCCAUCCCCAGUCCGCAGGGAAUAAUAUCUGUUAUUUGUUUUGUCAGGCGAGCGCAGCUUUGUGGCUGUUUAUGUGAUCUCAAAGUGUUUGUCAUGAAUAUUUAAAGAGGCUGUGGCUUUUCUGUUUCUGCUUGCUGGUUAAGUAUGUAACUGUUGCUGGUGCUCUCUCUCUCUCUCUCUCUCUAUCUCUCUCGAAUAGGAGCGACGUGACCAAACUGAAGUUUGAAGGCAAGACUUUCCACGUACAUGCAAAUCAAAAGGAGGUGAGAUAAUGACAUGUCGGCAUGGAGUAACUGUUUGUCCAAGUUGGAGGAUGGUUUGAUAUAGUUUCCUGCACGUUUUCUCAUUUUCAACGUGCAGGAAAAACAGAUCAUCUUGACGUACUUUGCGCCCACUCCUGAGGCGUGCAAGCACCUUUGGAAGUGCGGGGUGGAGAACCAAGCUUUCUAUAAGUGAGUCUACAAAUUUCUUCCCCCCGUGUAAUGGUUUUCUGUCAAACUGUCAUGAUUUAGUCACGCCCUCUGCAUCCCUGAGUGCUCCUGGGAAGGUUACUGUCACAGUACAGUACCCCCAUGCCCUUAAAAGCCCUUCCCUCCAGGUUGUUUGUCAGCGGGAAAACGAGGUGUGAGUUGUUUCUGACCUUUAGUGAAUGAGAGCACGCCGGCACGAGACUGCAAGUACAGCACUGCUCCUUCCUUCUGAGAUAUGGUUCCCCUGUCCCCACCAUAAAAAAACAGUGUGGAUCCCCUUUGCUCCCUCUAGCUCAGAGAGGUGAUUUAGAAAAAAAAGACAGGAGCAUGUGAGCGCAUAGCUCCAGGAGUGGUGUAAUAAUGACUAGAGUUGAUUACUCUGGCAAUAAAGAGUGGGUGUGGAGGUUAGCAGAUGGAAGAGGGGGAAGAAUGGGUGCAUGAGAAGGGCAGAGCAUCACAGGAUCAUUGAUGGAGCUAAUAUGAAGUGACCUCAGUGUGACUUUCUAAAGAGGCGGAUAAUAUUUUAUCAGCCUCCUGCUUAUUACGAUCUCACUGCAGAGGGGAUGUGUGGAACCAAGCAGACGCAAGAUGCACACAUAUCCAUGAAAAAGGACAUUAAACAUUCAUAUAUCACUUACUACGACAAUACAAACAUAUUGAAUACUGUAUGGAGCCGUGUCGAUGCAGCCCCUUAUAGCGCAUGCAGAGAACAUGCAUAAUUCAAUAACCUGGUAUUCUAUCCCGCUUCUGCUUUGUCAUGGGAUUCAGACCGCAAAGAUUGAAUCCAUUAAUGCUUUUUGUUAGGAGCACAUUCUUGCAACACUGAGCUGCCAUCCUGUUUGGUUUUAGUUCAUUUGUUGAUUAUUUUUUUUCUCCUUGUCUCAUUAGGCUGGAGAAGUCGAGUCAGGUUCGCACUGUGUCGAGCAGCAACCUGUUCUUCAAAGGCAGCCGUUUCCGAUACAGGUAAAGAACUCGCUGAAACGUUAUGACUCAUGACAGGGGAAGGGGGGGACACUGCAGAGAAACCUCUCAGCUUAAGGUGGAGAGUGAAGCUCCCUGGAGAUGUGGCUCCUUGGAUUUUUGUUUCUUUAACGUUAGCUUGUUUCAACAGAUAACACCCAUAACUCAGAAGAAAGGUCAGGGAGGAGGAAAUAAAGGGAAAUGAGGCAUUAUCACCUUGUGUGAGCUUGUUUCUGAUUGUUAAAGAACCAUUUCAACCAAAUUGUUUAUACAACAAACAAAAAAAUCAGUUUUCAGCUUAUUAAAAUUCUAAACAAUGUUUAUGUCUGAUGUCUAGUUCUCUCUUUGCUCUUGAGAUGAAUUGAAUUUGUGUAAAACUCAGUAUUAUUUAGGCAUUUUACUGACUCCAAGUCUGUCUGUGAAUCAUUUUAACCCUAAAAAACUGUAUGAAAAGAAAGGUCUUUGUUGGAGUUUUCACAAAACACAGACCUCUAAAAACUUCAGCUGCUAAACCAAAGUGUCUACAUAGCAAAAUACCACUUGAAGUGUUAAGAUUCUCUAUUUACAUUUGGAUUGAUCUGUCCCUUUUUAAACAGGAGUCGCUUUAUUCAGUCAUGGCAAGUAAUUCAAAUUAAAAAUCAAUAGUAGCAUUCAGAGAUGAAAAAAAGAGUGUAUUUGGAGUUCAAGCUGAAAAGAUUGAGCUGCUGUGGAGGGGGUUAUCAUGAUCAUUGUUUUGAUAUUUUUGCCAGCACGUCUGUGUGUGCACUUGUAUGGCUGUUUAUAAUUAAGUUACACGAAGCUGAAUUCAUCGAGUUGAUUCAAUCAUGAUGCUUAUGUUCUGCAUUCAUCCACUGCGCUGAUGGCAUUGGAUGACACCAGUGUGCCUGGGUUUUUGUGUGUUUGCGUGUGCGUGAGCGUAUGUGAAACUCAUCCUGAGCAUCGUCUCUGUGCUUUACAACAGUGGACGAGUGGCAAAAGAGGUGAUGGAGCAGAGUGCCAAAAUCAAACGUGAACCUCCAGAAAUACACAGGUAGAGUUGUAAACUCAGGACAGGUCAGAAUGUUGUCAAUCACAUUUUUCUUUAUAUUUAUUUUUCCAUUUUCUUGGGCACCAAGCAAGUGUUGUUUUUUUCUUUUAUUAGCUUCUACCUUCUGGCUGCUGUAGAAGUUAGCUCCGAUCACAGCUGACUCUCAGCGCAUUCAUAUUUGUGUGUCCUGUGUGCUUUCGUGUGUUUGUUUCUGCAGGGCUGGCCUUGUGCCUAGCAGAAGUUGUCCAUCCAUCACACACGGGCCUCGCCUCAGCAGUGUACCGCGCACGCGUCGAAGAGCGGUGCACAUAUCAAUCAUGGAAGGUAAGGACUGGACUGUACCACCACACUUCAUCAGACGUAAGCAAGCGACAAAUUCUCAGUUGGUUGCAGAAGUGAUGGCGGCUACAUAACAUUUUGUCCCUUAAGUGGUUAGUACAAUAAUAAAACUUAAGUAUCAAAAGUCUACCCCUCCAACACUCAUACAUAGAUAUUCAUAUCGUAACUAGAGCCAUUUGCCCCGGUUCAUGACUCCAGGGCUGGCGGGGAAGCUUCAGGCAUGUGCGUCAGUCAGCCCGCUCCACUUCAACGCAGAGUUUCAGGGCUGUCAGCGUGUACUUUAGAAAGAAGUCUGUUAGUUUUUCCAACUCAGUGGCAGCUAAAGUCACUUAUCAGCCCACCUGCACGGUUUUGCUCUCGAACAGGUGGCCUCGCUUUUCUGUUUCUUAGACAGACACAGCAGAUGUUCCGCUCAGCAUGGCUCAGAGUAACACUCGCAGUCGGACAAACUUGAAGUCUUUGUACGCUGCGGUAAAUGGAGGUCAGAAGCAGGUGCAUUUAAAGGAUCUGUUGGUGGGCGUUCAAGAGAGCCAUAACAGCUUCCCCCUGUGUGUGCUGACUGGGUGUCUUGCAGUGGUAUUAAUACCCCAACUGAAAAUAGCCCAGGUCUUCUACUCCAUGUAUGUCUGUGGUCUGGGUGGAGCCAAAUCAGGCCCAGCCAGUGUUGCUGAGUGUAGCACUGCUGCACAGUCCCAGGGCUUUACCUUGCUCACUCCUCCUUGUAAACUGCAACCAAGGCAGAGCCCUUAGGCCUUGCAAGCUGACGGCAAGACUGUGGCCUGGACUCCGGGACAGGGACCAUAAUAAGGGGUUAAGUGCGUGCAUGCUGCAGCCAUGGUGAAGUGUCUGAUCCGUAUCACCACUCGGGUGAACGUCCACUUGCGUAUGAUCAACCACUGUUACCGGGAUGUGAAGGUUCGCGUGCUGAGCCUGGGGCCUCGUAUGCUGGGUAAGGCCCUGGGUAUUCUGCCCCUCUACCCGGCGCUGACAGGACCACAGGGGUCUGCCAGUGUCACCCCUCUUCCUGGCACUCCACUGCCUUGCCUUCAGCCUUCCAGCAGCUCUCCAGGUAAACUUCUCAAAGACACAGCCAGGCUUGCGCUCUACAUGGUGGUGGCCUCUGCUCUCUCUAUUUUAGAACAGUCACAUUGGGGUUGGCAGGGAGGCAGAGACCCCAUUACUGUGGUUGUUUGUCCCCCAUUGGUAUCGGUGUGGCAUUUUUGUAUGUGUUUUAUGAGCUUUCGUUGAUUUAGUUUUACAAGGCAGUCGCCGUACUUACAAGAGGCUUAUUAAAUUCAGAGAAAUGUGGAUUUUUCUGCCUAUUAAAACUCAUUUGUGAUGUUUUAUGUAAAGAACAUUUUUGUUUAAUAAAUGGAUUUUUGGUAACAAAAAAACAAAACAAAGAACACUGAACAGGCAGAAAGGUAAAAAGCUUUUAGUAUCAUUAAGCAAUAUAUUGGUUAUUGUGAUCAAACUACAAAUCCAAAACCUCUCUGCUUGCUUCCUUAUUGCGAGCAGAACACGGCAAAUGCUUUUGCUGUUUAAAACUAAGUAAAGAUGUUUGCCAACACUCAGUCAGCCUCUGGAUUUCCUUAUUUCCCCCCUGACAGGAGUUUAAUGUCAGCAGAGGCUUAGACGACAGACAUAAUCUGUCCUACUUUUCCUGCAUUCUUGAAAAAGUUCCUCACUUGAUUUGCUUCUCGGUUCAAAGCUGAAUUUUAAUCCCUUUUCUUCUGAGUGGAGGUGUAAUGUUGCUGCUUUGACCCUCUGGAGAAUGUGAUAUGGUCAGCAAAGGGCUCAGCCGUAGCUCACAUCACCUGCACAAAGCAGUGAGAGGCUCUCCUUCUCUACAGCACAGCAUUUCAGAACCAGUGAAAAACCCCAAGAAGCCUCUGCAUCGAUGAAUAAUUGAGGGUUGAAAUGAAACUCCAACUGUCCCUGAUUUAAACAUGAUUUCACCACUGAGGCAGCUACAUGAAGGAGCAGUACUGACUUUGAUAUUCAGAUUGUUACGUAAUAUUAUCUCUUGUAAUGAUUCAAGUCAUCAAGGAUUGCUGCUGCACAGUAGUUAACAUAUCUGUGUGAUUUUGCAUCAAGCUCAUAAAGAAACGUGUUUGAAAAAUAAAUUAAUCUGUUUAAAAUAGACUCAUCAUUUUGCUUUUUGUCCCCACAUAGAUUUGUUCGAACCUAAUCACUUUUUUUCAAGACUACACCUUAACACUAACACACUGAAAACUCUUACUUUGAAACACUUACUGUUUCAGUUUCUCCCUCUCUAAAAUGGGAAAACCAAAGAAAACUAUUUAUUGAUUUAAAUUGGAACCAUUACAAGCCUCAUUGUAACUCCAAAUGAACAUAGAUUUGUAUUUUGGCUCAAAACAAACCUAAAAAAUGUCUCUCCCUGCCUUUUAUUAUGAAACUGCUUUUGGAAAAUUCACGUUUUUGUGGCUGUAUGGACAGAGCGUUCAUGUCUUUUGUUGAUGGGUUUGAACUCUCUGUAGGUGUAAAUAUUCUCUACACUUAUAAUGCAAGUAGAAUAAGAUGUUUCCUCCAUGAGGGAUGGUCAUUAGGCAUCAUAUCUGUCAGCCUGCAACAUGGAAAAGUUCCUUUCUGUCUGCUCCACUGUUGGGUAAACAUGAUCAGAUUUCUGCUCUCAAACUGGAGUGGAUAUGUCCGUGUGCUAUUACAAACUUCAGCCUGACAAAUGGCACAGUGAGGAGAAGCCCCUGGGAUAUUAGAGCCAGAGCAACUCUCCUUGCCUUAAAUCCAGGGGUCAGUUCAUAGAUUUUCUAAUAGUCUAAUCUGUUUGCUUUUCACAAUCCACUAGGUUUGGAGUCAUUGCGCGACAGUGCCCACUCUACACCGGUACGUUCAGUGUCCCAUGGGGAAUCUUUCAUGCCUCGCUCCCGGAGCCAGGCCACAGAUGGCAGCGAGGGCGCUGCGGUGAUCUCGGAUGAGGCCUACAGCCCCUCCGACAGCGUCCUGCCCACCCCAGUGGCUGAGCACAGCAUGGAGCUGGCUGCGUCACGUCAGAUCAACGGGGCCCCCUGCAGCAUCGAGGAGGAGAAGGAGUCAGAGGCGGGAACCCCUUCACAUGGGGAAGGGGGUGACUUUGAUGUGGAUGGUAAAUCUGCACAGGAAGGUGCUGAAGGGGACUCAGCCCUCAGCGAGGUGGAACAGGUGAAUAAAUUUGUCUUAAGUGUCCUCCGUUUGCUCCUUGUGACCAUUGGACUCCUCUUUGUCUUGCUCCUCCUCCUCAUCAUCCUCACCGAGUCAGACCUUGACAUUGCAUUUUUACGUGAUAUCCGCCAGACCCCCGAGUUUGAGCAGUUCCAUUACGAGUACUUUUGUCCCCUCAGGCGGUGGUUUGCCUGCAAGCUCCGCUGGGUGGGCGGGUUGCUCAUUAACAAGUGAGAGUGAGGUCGUAGAGUUCGUAAGCCUGUUCGGGGGUCUGGGAAGACGGUUAAGACUCCAGAGUGAUGGAGGGCAGCUUCGUCCCACCCAUGAACCCUGCUUCUCCCAUCAUCCUCCUGCAGACAUACAGCUUGGACCACUCCUGGUAACACUGAGCCAGGAUCUCUCUCUCUCCCCCUCCUCCACUUUGAGUUAACCCACCCACCCACCCACCCAACCACCUCCUCGUUUCGCUUAAUUUUUUUUUCUACAAAGCCAGAAGACUUUUUUUUCUUUUGCAUUUUUUUUUUUUAUUCUAUUUUAAGUCAUUUCAGGUAUUUUAUUUUUUCAGAUAAUGCAAAGUAAAAAAAAAAAAAACUGAACUGAAAUCAAAAAAAAUUUGGGCAGUUCCUUUCGCAGGAACAGAGGGUUAUGUUGUACCAGAUGAGCGUUGCCUGUGUUUGUUAUUUAUUUCUUUUCAACAGGUAUUUGCAUAAGGAGAGAGUACAGAGUACAGAGUACUCAGAGAGAAAGUAACUGAGGAAGUUUGAUUGUUAUUUAAAUGAAGAUGGGCAUGUGUUAAGUUAAAAAUGAAAGGCCUACUGUUGUUAUGUAUAUGCCAGGCAGAGAGUAAUAUAUUUUGAUAUAUUUGAUCUUCAUCCAAGUUAAAACAGCAGAGCACCUCAUGAGUAAAACAAUAACUGUGAAAGGUGAAUGAAGGCGAAAGUCAGAGUGAUUAUCAACUGCCUUUAUUGAGACUCACUGGCAAUUUUUAAAUUUUGUGAACGACCUAAAGAUAAAAUCCAAUUUUACAGUUGGUGUGAAGAGAAGCAAUGAAGAUCAGAGCUGCCUUUUCAAACUUUUUAAAGGUUCGAGUUGAAAAAACAAACCAAAAAAAAGCAGUACUCAGUGAUUUGUUCCCCAGUAAUGUCAGAGAAAUAAUUAUAAUGUCAAGCAAUACCCUGGCCCUGAUAGGUGGUAGUCACUGCUCUUAUGAUGAUUAUCUGACUGAGUACCUUUGAAUGUGCUCAUUUGUUUGCUUGGUCUAUUUUUCUCCAUUUCAUUUGAUUUGCAUUUUUCAUGAAGUUUAUAUUCACUGAAUUUUGAUCAUUUCUUUUACGAGGAGUUAAUAAUUUGAUUUGGUUCAACCUUGCUUUUUGUUUUUCUGUAUCAUGCUAUAUAAUUAUUGUUAGAAAAAGAAUGAUGAUGUACUUUUUGUACAAAUUAGUUUGUUUCCUAAUAUAUAUUAUCAGGUUUUUCAUGUAUAUUUUAACAGAACUGAAAUGUUAUUUUGUUAUUGAAGAUUAAAUUAUACCUUUUUUAGCGCUGUGUUUCAAGUUAGAUCAGAAGCAUUUAUGGAAACGUGGAAGGGGGAACUGAAAAACAGGGUUUUUAUCCAGAUCCACCCAACACUGACUGCAUCUCUCACUCCUCCACCAGCAGCAAGUUAAUCACCAGUUUGCACAAACAUGAAGAUUUCAUCAACCAUCACAGAUACCAAAUAAUAACCGAAAAACACAUUUUCAUCCUUCAGAAUUUAACAGUGUCUUUUUUACUUGAAGAGUUUGGAGAGGUGACUAUGAGCCUGACCGUUACUGGACCUACAAUUAAACCAAACUCCACCUAACUAAAGUGUGUUUUCAGAUAUUCGCACCCAGUAAACAAAAAAUUAGGCAACAAUUUGAUCAAAUUCAAUUGGCAGCUAUUUGGUUGAGAACUGCAUAUUUUUUCACCAAAAUAGCAAUGUCUUGCUCCACAAUGAAAAAUGUAUUAAAAAGGAUGUUUUGCACUAGAAAGUAAUCAGCAGGUGAAUCAUUUCAUCGAUGAGCCAGCGUUGGCUCUUAGAUUUGUUGGUCAGGCUCUAGACUCUUCUGCCUCAUAGCUCCCGGGAGCAAUAACUGUCAUGGCUGCUGGAUUCUGGGUAAAUUCUGUUUUUUUGUCGCAAGUCUUCCUCCUGUACCAAGUGCAGGUGUAAGUGUUAGUGUGUGUGUGUAGAAAUGGAAACUUGAUUCAAGGUGAAAGUUUAAGUUUAGACGGAGAGGAGUCAUUUUUUUUAACCUUUGAAGAGAAGGAAGGAAGAAAGGCACAGAACAAGAGGAAGCAGGAGGGAGAACAAAGGAUUCAAGAGGCUUUUGAGAAAAGUUAAAAAGAGGAAUUUAAAAAAACAAAUUAAAAACUGGAGGGUACUCAUCACUCGAAUGGCUGUACAGGGUUGCUUGUUGGACUGCUCAUUUAAAACGCCACACUCUUAAGACCAACACCUGCAGCUGCUCUGCUGGAAGCCCAAUGGUGCUACUGUCUUGUUUUGCUCCUUUGCAAUUUGUGUGUGUCAGUCUUUGGCUAACUGAUAGUCCUGACCACAGAGUAGCAUGGACUUUGCGUUGUGGCUGGAUCCACUCUGUAGCUCAUUAUCCCGACCAAACUGCAGGUAUCUGCAGUAGAGGAAGCAUCACAAGGUUCAAGGGAAUAACUGAUCAUUAGAGCUCUGACGACGAGAAACCUGCUGUACAUGUGGUGUAGGAGCCUAUCUAUAAUAAGUUAAUGUUAUUUUUUAAACUCUGAUGCACCUCGCAAGGAGCAGAUGUAAAGAUGAAGCACAUUUCUUUACCAGGGGCUGGAGCAGGGCGGGUGAGGAGGCAUAACUCUGUACAUUCAUACUUUAUAUUUCUAACUUAUUUACUCAUACAUUCAGGCUGAAUUUUAGCAGGACUUCCUUUUCAAGGUCUGCAAGGUUUUUCUCAUACAUCUAUCAGCGCUAUGUAGCUUCAGUGGUCUCUGUGAACAUGCAACAAUAAGAAAAGAAAAAAAGGCAGCACUAUUCAAGGAGCAAUAAUCAGUUUGAGUCCAAUGAAAAAAGAAAAAGUCCUUAAAUGUCUCUGAAAAACCACUUAAUAAAUUGCCAUUGGGCUGACUCUAAUAAUGAUGUGACCACUGAGAUUCUUACUGUUGCAUUCAUUGUUAGUAUUUUAUAAACAAAAAUGGAUUACUCUGAGAGACCUCUCGUGUGGACGUUCUGCCGUUUUCUUUGCUUUCAUUGUUAAGAGACAGACUCUUCCCUGUGCCUGGAUCCGAAAUCUGCAGUCUACCAAAGUGGCAAAGAUAAAGGAAUGGAUACAAAAGACACAACAUCCCUGACAACUUCACAACAGACUGCGACAGACUCUUUUUAUCUCCCUAAUCCAAAGGGAGAAAACUGUCAGAAGCUGUUUCUGUACACGUGGCAGCCUGUUGAAAUCUGUUGAUUUGUCUUUGCAGGCAUGUUUCCUGUGACAAAACUGACUUAUUUUACAUGUUGGUUGCUGUUUCAUGUUUACAUCAUUUACUGUUUUACUUUUACCUCAUUGGAGAUGGCUUCAGUUAUGGCCAGAUGUGUAAAUUAUAAAGCGUGAAUGUCAUCUGUGGAUUAGACAUCAGACACAGCGAUGCCGUCCCUGAAUAAUAGGAGUGAAGGUGAAGCCGUGCAGGUACAAAGUGGUUCAUUGGAAUGUGAGGCUUGUGUUUUAUCUUAAAUUUGCACAGAGAGUGGGCUCAAUUAUAGCAAAACACCCACACUGUACAAUGCAUUAUAAAUCUCAGAACCUAUUUCUACAUUGGGAAACUAGUUAUACAUUUUUACAAAGAUAGGGAAAAUCAAAUUUAGGGUGAAAUUGUCAUGUAGACUGAACCUGACUGUGAGGUGUUUUUUUGCUAAUGUCUUACUGUUUUCACACAUUUUCAGAAAUCAGAUAUCCUAUUUACAUCCUCCAAAAGCUAUCGAUGACACAGACAUCAUUUUCGAAUUGUCAUUUACUGCCAUUAGAAUGUGUUUUGUAAAUAUUUUCAUGGUUAAAAAUACAAAUUAACAAAUCGUCAUGACCAAAAUGAAAUAUUUACCCAUAAUUGGCUUGUUAAGUUUAGUUUCUGUCUGAAAGCCCUAUCCUGUCAAAAUUGGUGGUGCGUAUAAAACUAAGUAGUCGAUGGAAAGUUAAAGAGAAAGUCAUUACUGAAGACAUCUUGAUCAGUUAUUUUGCCCCUUUUGCCCAAUAGACAGACCUUCACAUGACCGUGCAUACGCGUCAAUCAGUGUAUGAGCAUAUCCACGUCUGGUGGUGUGUUACAUAGUCUUCAUUGUUCUAUCCUGGGACUGAAGAUUGCUGUUUAAUUAUGUUAUAUACACAAUAUUUGAAUAUAUACAUACAUAUAUAUAAAUUCAUGUGCCAAAUCCAGUUCUUGUUCAGUCUGAUCCAUUCCAAACCCAUGUUUGUACUGUAGGAAACCUUCUGUACAAGUCAGUAUAAAAUAUUGUUUCUCUCCAGUAGUCCCUUGUAACUGGUGCCAUUAAACAAUACUAUUCAAACUUGAAAUAAACAUUGAAUAAAAAAUGUGA